ACUAGCUCAUUCUAUGAGCACUUGUAUUGGGUUCAUUAGCUUAGUAGAAAGAAAAAUCAGUGCAUGUGAAUACAUUUUAUUUUUCAUCUGUAAUCUGCCAACAGCAUGAUUGGUCUACUUAGAUUUUUUCUUUUGCAUUUGACAUAAUCUAUAUUUUCUGUAGUUAUUCCAGGCAAGCGAUAUAAAGCAUCUGUAUAACACAGCUGGCAGCUGGAUAUAUUUUCACACAUAACUUUACAUUUUGCAAUCAUGAAUGUGGGUAAUUAUGCAUCACAGGGUUAAGGUAGACAUUUGGAGAUGUAAUAGUUGAAAUAUAUUUUUAUUUCCAAAGGAUGCCCAAGAACAAUUUUAAGCAGGAAUAUCAUAUUUUAUUUUUCAAGAAUUGGAUCGUAUGUUUGCAGUCAUUCAAGCAAUAAUAUUUAAGGUAAGUGUAUUGGAAUAAAAUGUUUUUUUUGUUUUUACUGAAUCUAUCUGAAAUGUCAAUAUCAGUUAGAAAAUCAGGUAUCUGUGUUGGAGGCAUGAUAUUCUCUCUCCGUGGUGCUGAAAUAAACCUGUGCAUUCUUUGAUCAUUAUGCUUUUCAAGCUAGAAAUGUCCUAUAUUCAAACACGCACAAUUAACAUUGUAAUAUUUUUAUUACUUCUGCCUAAUGCACACCUAUAUAUAUAUAUAUAUAUAUAGGUGUGCAUUAGGCAGAAGUAAUAAAUAUAUAUAUAUAUAUAUAUAUAUAUAUAUAUAUAUCAUGCAGUGACGAAACAUUAUGUUAUAUUGAAAUUAUGUCUAAUAUUUAUUAUAAAAUACAGUAAAUGUUUGCAUACAUUUAUUUCAUUGUCUUUGAAGAAUGAAAAAUAAUUAUAUAUCUGUCACUGUUUUAAAGAAAAAUAGUUUAAAUGAUCUCUGGAUUUAAGUUUUUUUUUGGGGGGGGGGGUAGAGAGGGGGUACUAUUAAUUGUUUUCCAUUAAAUUUAUCAUUUUAAUGCUAAACACUCAACAUAUGUCUCCAAUAUAAUUUAAAAAAAAAUAAGAAUAGUAAUGAUAACUAAAAGUACAUUAGAUUGUGGCCUUUAAUAUCUUACAGAUGGAUUCUUUGCUGGAAUCCAGAUACUAUUUUUGCAUUUGAUAAGCAGUAAACACUUGCUAUGCAUGACUAUUGAUCCAGAAAUGCAAUAUGUGGUAAUUACAUGACUCUGGGGAGAUAUAGUCCAUAGUGAAUCCAGUAAAUCACAAUUAUUCCUUUUCCUUCAAUCAAUAUAGUCUCUGGCUAAGGUUGAUCAUGAUGAAUCAGAUGUGUUUUUGGACCAAUAAACUGCUUGUAUUUUUUCUCCUCAUCAAUUAGAAUGCUCCCUGUGUCAAUAAACUGGCUGUAUAUUUCUCCAAAUAAACCCCCCUUUCUAUACAUAACGGACUGUCAUUAUAGUGUCCAUAGCUAGUAAAUUGUAUAACAUUGCUUACUUUGCUGAAAAGAACAUUUUGUGCUGAAACCUGCAGUUGCCUACUCCCGGCGAAUGGCUUUGGGUAAAUUAUUUAGUUCUCCAAUAGCAUUUAUAUUGAAAACACUUAUAUUUAUGGAAGAGGCAAAAGUAACUUCACUGAGAUCUUUCUUCUACAAAUUCCAUUUCACAGACUGCCCUCAAUUCAUCAAAUAUCAUUUCUAAUUAUCCAGUUGACUAUAUAAUGCCUAUUAUACAAUAUCAGCCAAUAAAGGAUGCUUUGUUCCUAUGUGGGGUAAAUAACUUGUAUUGGGCUAGUUAGUCGUAUCACACUCUAUCUUCAGACAGAUCCUUACCAUCCUAGCAUGCUCAAUUUGUCAGAUGUGUUUUCUACACUGCAGACUGGAUGCUGAAACACACACCAAAUGAGGUUCAUUAUGCUUAGGCAUAUCAGUGAAUUGGAUUGUUGAUGGUCAUUGUACUGUUAAUGAGUUCCUUUGCUUUUAAUCUAUGUGUGAGGUUUAGCAAGAAUAAGAAUCAUUGAUGUGGGCUUUUAUCUUUUUUUUUUCUAAAUGACUCUGCAGCACAGAGUAUGGAGGAAAUAUUGUUGCCUAGAAUAGAGCACAAGAGACUGAUAACUAUGCUGUUUUAUCUCUAUGGUGAGCAAGGUUUUUGGGACGUGCAUGAUACACAGAAUGUUAGGCUAUGGUACAGCUUCUCAAUGUAUCUACCAUGCUUCUGUUGUCUCUUAAUUACCACGAUACUUGAUCCUACUGUAUCUGGUUAUGUGUCACCAGCAUCUUAAAUAUAUGUAUAAUAUCAGUCUUUGAAUUGCAUGUGCCAAAUAGAUAUCGCACUGUUUAAGAGUGCAUUGUAAUAACAGAAAAGAGCUCAUAUUUUGUCAGGGUUAACGGAUUUCAUUGCAGAAAAUAAUUCAUAGGUCAAUUGAGUAAACUGGGGACCUGCAUCUGUAAUUCUCAUUAUCCUAAACCAGUACUGCGUGGUCAAAUGAUAGUGGUGGUAAUGUCAUACCAACAAAAACUAGAGUGUUAUAGGCCUAUUGCUGUAUUUACCAGUGGGAAUGCUCGAUUUCCACCAUCUUAUGAUACUGGUUGCUUGUUGAUUGUAUAAUUUCUUUGUGAAUUUGCUGUUAAUAUGUUCUUUGGCUUGCAUGGACCUUUAUUUCAUGUUUUCCAGGGCCAUUCAUGUAGCUGCAGAGGGAGCAGCUUUUUAAAAAAUUGCUUUGCUUGUACUGUAAGAAUGAAUUAAAAUCCAUAAUGAUGCUCGUAUAAAGUAGAAAUAGAAACAGGGCCAGCCCUAGAUUUUUUUUGGUUGGCUAGUGCCAAGGGCAAAAUGGUGAGCCAACAAUUAAUGCACUGCCAGGCACUCUAAGAUGUCAUAAUUGUCUCCUGUACUUCCCAAGCUGUAUAUCUAUGUGUGGGGCAGACAGUCUUUAAUGUACUCAUAGACUCUGGGGCUAGUUAUACUGCCAAGAAAAUACAGAGAUACAAGGGAUGGCAUGCUGUAUUAAACAUACAAUAAAAUGCUGCCCCUUCUAGGGGCCACCAACGACUUGAACCUGCCAAGACCCGUGAUAGGAAGGACCAUUUAUAAAUAGUUUAAUGCUAAUUUCUUGUACUUGCAUAUUCAUCAGCCUUGCAUACAUCAGAAACAUGAGUCAGAUCAAGUAAACUAAUAUAGGAAAAAUUCAAUCUUGGUAAUAUCAUUGAUUGGGUUCAACUUGUGUAUAAAUACUCUGGAGUGCGUUUAAUCUUCACAGUAUAGCAGCCCUAAGAGUAAUUAAUAUGGCUAAUUUAAAGCAGAAACCAUCAAUUAGCAUAUCAAAUUUUAACAUGGCUUAUUAAUUAUCUUGCUCAUGUCGACUGAAUAACCUGUAAGGAUGUAGUAAGAGCAAAAAUAGAGAAUGUUACCACAGAUCAAAAAGAUGCUAGACUGUACUAUAGUGACAUGAGAACUGGUUUGAUCUCCUCAGUGUAUUCAAGACAGGUAUGUAUAAUUCUCAUACUCCCUCAACCACGUUCUAUCUCCUGCCUGCCUUUCACAUUUUCUUUAAUGCUACAUUCAUAUAAACACAUAGUGAGAGGCAAGUGAAGGAAAGGGGUGCAUAACCAGUUUCAGGCAUUUAAUCCUCCUCCAUGUCACUCCAUGUCUUAUAUUUGUACACCUGAAAAUAUACAUGUAUUCAUAUAAAGAUGAUCUUAGAGUAUUCCUGAGCACAGUCACAUGAACUGAGAAAUGUAAACAUUAUUUUUGAUUCUUGAAAUUUGAUUACUCUCAUUACUACUUCUGGUAUACAAUCAUGUAUAACCCAUACGUAGUUAUUUACAGUGACUUUCAAACUUGUUAUUUUAGACCAUGAGCACUGUACGAGUAGACUCUUCAUAAAAAUAACUAAAGGGUCGUUUUAUUCCGGUUUUAGUAUACAGGGAGUGCAGAAUUAUUAGGCAAAUGAGUAUUUUGACCACAUCAUCCCCUUUAUGCAUGUUGUCUUACUCCAAGCUGUAUAGGCUCGAAAGCCUACUACCAAUUAAGCAUAUUAGGUGAUGUGCAUCUCUGUAAUGAGAAGGGGUGUGGUCUAAUGACAACACCCUAUAUCAGGUGUGCAUAAUUAUUAGGCAACUUCCUUUCCUUUGGCAAAAUGGGUCAAAAGAAGGACUUGACAGGCUCAGAAAAGUCAAAAAUAGUGAGAUAUCUUGCAGAGGGAUGCAGCACUCUUAAAAUUGCAAAGCUUCUGAAGCGUGAUCAUCGAACAAUCAAGCGUUUCAUUCAAAAUAGUCAACAGGGUCGCAAGAAGCGUGUGGAAAAACCAAGGCGCAAAAUAACUGCCCAUGAACUGAGAAAAGUCAAGCGUGCAGCUGCCACGAUGCCACUUGCCACCAGUUUGGCCAUAUUUCAGAGCUGCAACAUCACUGGAGUGCCCAAAAGCACAAGGUGUGCAAUACUCAGAGACAUGGCCAAGGUAAGAAAGGCUGAAAGACGACCACCACUGAACAAGACACACAAGCUGAAACGUCAAGACUGGGCCAAGAAAUAUCUCAAGACUGAUUUUUCUAAGGUUUUAUGGACUGAUGAAAUGAGAGUGAGUCUUGAUGGGCCAGAUGGAUGGGCCCGUGGCUGGAUUGGUAAAGGGCAGAGAGCUCCAGUCCGACUCAGACGCCAGCAAGGUGGAGGUGGAGUACUGGUUUGGGCUGGUAUCAUCAAAGAUGAGCUUGUGGGGCCUUUUCGGGUUGAGGAUGGAGUCAAGCUCAACUCCCAGUCCUACUGCCAGUUCCUGGAAGACACCUUCUUCAAGCAGUGGUACAGGAAGAAGUCUGCAUCCUUCAAGAAAAACAUGAUUUUCAUGCAGGACAAUGCUCCAUCACACGCGUCCAAGUACUCCACAGCGUGGCUGGCAAGAAAGGGUAUAAAAGAAGAAAAUCUAAUGACAUGGCCUCCUUGUUCACCUGAUCUGAACCCCAUUGAGAACCUGUGGUCCAUCAUCAAAUGUGAGAUUUACAAGGAGGGAAAACAGUACACCUCUCUGAACAGUGUCUGGGAGGCUGUGGUUGCUGCUGCACGCAAUGUUGAUGGUGAACAGAUCAAAACACUGACAGAAUCCAUGGAUGGCAGGCUUUUGAGUGUCCUUGCAAAGAAAGGUGGCUAUAUUGGUCACUGAUUUGUUUUUGUUUUGUUUUUGAAUGUCAGAAAUGUAUAUCUGUGAAUGUUGAGAUGUUAUAUUGGUUUCACUGGUAAUAAUAAAUAAUUGAAAUGGGUAUAUAUUUGUUUUUUGUUAAGUUGCCUAAUAAUUAUGCACAGUAAUAGUCACCUGCACACACAGAUAUCCCCCUAACAUAGCUAUAACUAAAAACAAACUAAAAACUACUUCCAAAAAUAUUCAGCUUUGAUAUUAAUGAGUUUUUUGGGUUCAUUGAGAACAUGGUUGUUGUUCAAUAAUAAAAUUAAUCCUCAAAAAUACAACUUGCCUAAUAAUUCUGCACUCCCUGUACAUGUUUCCUACUAUGUUUAUACAAGCAUGAAAAUGUACAAAUGAUGUACUCUUAUACUUUUACACUCACUAAAGAAUCUGUAUUUUACUAGUUGACAUGAUAUCUCUUUGAACACAAAAUAAACAAUACAUGGAGAUCUACCUCUUUCAAUAGGCUUCUAUGUGCAACAGUUUUAUGUUAGAUCUUUUUCCAUCUCAAGGUUCAGGGGAGUUAUGGCAAACAAAACAUGUUGCAGCUGAUGACUAACUAACUCUUUAUUAAGAACUCUAUUUUUGUAUGUCUUUGCUGGCUCUUACUAUUCUGCUUUUCUGGCACCUGUAUCCUUUCUCUAUGAACACUGCUCAAAGCCUUGAGCAUUUUUGACAUUCCAGAGAAACCACUGGCUAGUGAAAGAUGCCAUAGCUAUUAAUACGAUUUUUACUUAACGGUGAUAUACAAAAAUAAUCCUUCAAAUAAUUUUGCCUUCGAGUAAUAGUCAGGAUUAUGUACUAAAGAGAGAAUUGUUUAAAAUUCAAAGUGUAUUUCUAAUUUAUGUCCAAAAUAGCCCUACAGAAAAGAUUUGCCAAGUCAGUAUGCUUCCAGUUUGGCUACUUAUCCUUAAAUGAAACCAUGUCCCUCCUAUAGCCAUGAUUGAGUUCAAGUUUACCAAGCAACGUGCGAGAGACACAUUACGUGUCCUACUGGAUUACAUACACUUGGGAGAAAAUGCCUCUAGAUCAAACAGGAGGCGGAGGUAUAUUUUGGGUAGCCUGAAAUGAAAACCUAAUGAAUAAUAACACUGGCUGGUAAUGACGUGAGGGGUUAUGGGUAAAACAGGAAAAGGUGUUUUGAGGCAAUAUACUAAUUGAAUGCAUAUGAGACAUCCACUAAAUGCUACUACAGAGGAGAAAGAACAGCUUUAUUAAAAACUAAAACUAUACAGGUAUGUCAACUUUCAUUUAUAAAAACUUUCAAUUAAUAACAUAAGUAUUGUAUUUUAACUUACCAUGAAUUCAGCCAAUGGACACACAAACUAAAUUGGAUGCCUGUCUGGCUAUGACAACAGCGGGAAUACAAUGAACCUAUUGCAGAAAAUAAAAAAAAUGCAAUAAUACAAUACCAAAGGCAUUGCUAAUUAUAUGUAUAGUGGGGCAUAACAUUUCAAGUCCUAUGUCACUAGCCAGGCAUUAAAAUUAAAGUGCUAAUGCAAGCCUGGAGGAUGAAUUUUUACAUUUUUACUCACAAAAGGCUAGUGGUAAGUGGGAAUUUUGAACUCUGCCAUAACUAAUGAAUUCACAAUCUUUAUAGAAUCACCUCAUAUCGUGUAAACCAAAAGAACUUAGAUUGUGACUUGGUGCUGACAGAUCUCUAAUAAAACAUAUGAAUAAAAUAAUGCAGGACCUAUAAAUUAAUUACUUAUUUAUUAUAAAUAAUCUAAAAGUAGUAUAGUGAAGCAAAUCACAAAAUGCCACUGGUAGAAAGGACUCUUAGCAGGGUUUUCUUCCACACUAUGGUUUUUCGCUCCUCUAAUGUCACUUCCUCAGGGGCUCUCGGGGAAAGAAAAAGCUUGUUCGCUGGCUUAAAAACCAUAAAAUCAAACCUUCUGCAUGAUAUCUUAUUUAAAUCUCCCUUUGACCCUGAUUUGACAAACAAUGCAAUGCUCAGUUCUAGAAUCUUUCUAUUAAUAAAUGUAAGCAUAUUUUUUUAAGACUGGCAAAUGACAGCUGUAUAUUCCUAUAAUAAAAGCACAGAUAAAAAUAGAUGCCUGUGUGGAUUUGGUAAUAAUUUAUAAUAUAAAAGCUUCCCAUCACCAGUAUUAUUCCAUAAAUAAAUGAUGGUUUUUGUGUUCUUGUCCUCAGGCCUAGAACACACAUGUUGCUUGAAAAACAUAGCCCAGUCAGAAAGUGCUAUUGAAAAUAGUUUGUCACUCUUCAUUGCUACUGCAUUCCUUGAGGGAUAGGUAGCAAACAUCACAAGGAUGAUCUGUGUUCUGCAGGUCCUGCCAAACAUACAAUUAGGAACCAGAAGUAUUUAGAGGCUUCCUACAAAGUUACAGCAAAUACACCUCUGGCAAAUCCAUAGCUAACAGCUUGGAUUAACAACAGCGUUCUCACUACUGCUGAUAACAGUAACACUUAUGUUGAAGAGCACAAAGAAGGGUCACUGCUUGACAGGUGUUAAUCCCAAACAGCCUUAAACUGCUUCAGUAGCGAUACACACAUAGAGCUAAGAUUUGCCCCCUGGUUUCAGAGCCCAGAUUGGUUUCAGAACCGUGAUUGUUACUUUGGGAUUAAGUUCUAAAUUGCAAUAUUGACUGUUACAGUCACAGAGGCCAGCAACAAAAUUAGUUAGAUAAAAUAGAAGUAUUUAGCUGAAAAAAGUAUGUAAAAAUGCAAUUUUCUCUUUUUAUUACUCUAAUCAGAGGUUUUUGAUAUAACACGAAAAGUCUAAAUUUUCCCACAAUUAUUUUGUGAAAUACAACUCCAUAGAAAGCUUCCAAAAUAACUGAGUGGGAGGUAAGGUGGGAAGUGCAGGGUGGGUAUUAAUUAAUAAAGUGAAGUGGAUGUUUAUUUUUACUAACAAUUCUGUAAAUUCACCAUUCAGGCAGUCUGCAGCAGGAGUCAUCUUCCUCCCAUAGUAUGAUGGCCAAUGACUGCACCUCGCUCCCAGCACUGGCCUGUUUAACAAGCUGUGGAUUUCUAAGUGUUCCUGGGAAACAUGCUUGAGAGCCAGUCACAAGGUUGAGGUGGCCUUAGAAGGGAGCUGGUAGGACUGCAUUCUAAAGCAGCCAAUCACAGUGAUUGCCUGUGCAUAGCAGCUCCAUGUCUUCCUGGCUGAUCAGCAGCAUUGGCAGCUGCAAUAAAAAGCACCAGGGUCUGUGAAGCAUUUCCAUGUUUACCAUUGUGGGCUGCCGGUGGUAGGACUUGGCAGGUGACUGUCUGGCAAGUUAAGGAGUGGCGUCUCCAGGAUUCAUACUUAGAGGGGGCACAUAAGGGGGGCAGUUAUAGAACGUGUGUGUGUAUAUAUUUAUAUAUAUAUAUAUAUAUAUGCAUACACAAGGCUCGAUAAAUUCCAGGUCGUCAUGGCGACUACACAUUUCGCCCUGGCGCCUGGCAUUUGUCAGACCUUUGCUAAGCCGCGCCGGAAACAUUAGAGUGGGCUGCCACGGGAAGCAUGGAGACAGCGCGUGAGGAAGAAGUAACCUUUGUGCAGUUCUUCUCUGCUCCCUUGCACGCUGUUUAGUGACAUGACAUCACACUGCCCCCGGCAUCACUUCAGAGAGCGCGCAGAGGAGCAGAGGAGACACACUGAACGCCAGGGAAAGAUCCACUCAGCUCUCCCAAAGGCUGGGUGGAUUUAAAUUAAAAUAGAAAUAGCAAUUUGUGAGUGUGUGUGUGUUCUGAAAGGGCCUGUAAAGUGUGUGUGUGUGCGUCUAGGGGCUGCAUUGUGAGUAUAUGUGUAUUCGGGUUGCAUUGUGUGCUUAUCAAGGAGCUGUGGUUGUUAAAUAUAUAUAUAUAUAUGAGAUAUGGUGUGUAAUGGGGUGAAGCAUGUAUGUAUGUAUGCAUGUGAGUGUAGGGGUGAAGGUAUGUGGGGAAGAAGUGUGUAUGUGGGUGAAGAGAUGAUGUGUGUGAGGGGUGCAUUGUGAAGAGCUUUACAAUUUUUACUUUAAUAAUUGUUUAAAAAAAAAAAAAAAGAAUAUUCCCCUUUCCCUCAUCUUACUUUGCAGGGAGGAGGUGGCACAAUCAGAUCCAUAGUGGUUGAGAAGGCUGCCUAUCCAUUGGGUACAGGGGAGGUCACGAGAUGAGAGUUCUGUCUCUUGGAGCUCAAGCACUUACAGAGACUGACCCAUACAAACCCAGACUGACCCAUACACAGACAGACCCAUACACACAGACUGACCCAUACACACAGACUGACCCAUACACAUACACAGACAGACACAUACACACAAACUGACCCAUACAUACAAAGACUGACACCCCCCCACACAGACUGACCCAUAAACGCACACAGACUGCUACCUUACACAGACUAACCCAUACAUACAUACAUAGGCUGACCCCCGCCCCGCACACAGACUGACCAUACACACACACACAAACACACACACACUGACCCCCUACACACACAGACUGACCCACACACAGACUGACCCAUACACAGAAUGGCCCUCACACACUGACCCCCUCACACACAGACUGACCCUCUCACACACAGACUGACCCCCCACACACAGAGACUGACCCCCUCACAUACAGAUUGACCCAUACACAGAAUGGCCCUCACACACAGACUGACCCAUACACAGAAUGGCCCUCACACACAGACUGACCCCCUUACAUACACACAGACUGACCCCUUCACAUACAGACUGACCCCCUCACAUACAGAGGUUGACCCCCCCCACACACAGAGGUUUACCACCCCACACACAGAGGUUUACCACCUCACACAAAGAGAUUGACAACCCCACACACAGAGACUGACCCCCUCACAUACAGACUGACCCCCUCCACACACAGACCCCGUCACAUACAGACCCCCCACACACACUGAUUCCCACUUACCUGCAGCUGCCUGGGUAAAAGUGCCCCUGCAGCUUGUGAAGGGAGACCCAGUGCUCCCGACUUCAAUUGCAAUUGGGGGGGGGCACUGCAUGAUGAAGGGGGUCCAUGGCCCCCUCUGGCCCCCCCUAGUGACGCCACUGAAGUUAAGGCACUAGAUGGGUUGUACUGUGCCGACCUUAGCCAACCUCUGCAAUGAUGAGACUGAAAGUGGUACUAAUGAGAACAUGGGCUCUAUAGUCAUAAUAUAGAAAUUGAUUACUAUGCUGUUAGGUGAAAUUAAUCUAUGUUUACUGGACAUUUUAAGCAAGUAUAUGUAAGGCCAGGGAAAUGGUGAGCCCUGCAUGUUCCUGUAUGACUUUUAUGGGCCAGAAGUCCAGGGGAGUCCAUCAAAAGUAGAAAGUUUAGAAGUGUAUAAUUUAUUUUAAUGGUUUAUGUGCAUAGCACAUUCAUAAUAGAAUAAUAAUCAGCAAGGUGUAGCUCUUUUUAAAGGGAAACAAAUCCAUUGUGAUUUCAAACUGAAUUUCAAGUUUAAGGCCAAAAUAGCUUAAAUGAAAAUAAUUUUUUUCAAUUUAGCUAUUAUAGCCUAAAUGUUGAUAUUCACCUUGACUUUUCAACAAUUAUCACUUUGGUGAUUAACCCUAUGUAGACUGCAUUGUGCUCACCCACUUUUUAUUGCGUUCUUUAAAAAAAAAAAUCACCCAUAUCUUUGAGGGAGAGUUGAGCAUAUUCUAUGGAUAUUUUAAAUUGUUUCUGUAUCUUUGGCCUUUGCCGCUUAGGGUACAGUGGCAUGGGGUACAGCAGAGAUGAGUUAUACUUACCUGAAGGUGUCUCCAACAGGUGCUACCAUCAUCCAUCUUUACCUCCAGUGAAACCAACAUCAUGCCGUACUCUUUCAUACUCAAAAGUACAACACUGAUGUCUAUGGAGGAUUGUCUUAUGAUGAGUGAGACAAUGCCUGAUUCUCACUGCCGUUGCUAGCAACAGCUGCUUUAAUUGACAACAUGACAGUGGUACCCAGUGGUAUUUUGGUUUUGUGCUGCCCUAGACUUGACUAAGCUCGGGCAGCCCACUAAUCUAAAUUUACCCACCCUUUCCUAUCAAGGCUGCACCUUUUACUGUUUAAGACCAACACACACCUUGACUGACAGGCACAUGACAUACACUCACUGACAGACACACAGUUAUUGGCGCACACAUUGUUUAACCAACACACACUUUCACUGACAGACACACACCCACUCACUGACAGGCACACACUUUCAGGUAAACAUACAAUGACAUACAUUCACUGGCAGACACACGCUGACAUACCCGCCCUCACUGAUUUGACAGACACUGACAGCCACAUACAAUCACUAACAGACACACACUCUCACUGAUUUGACACACACUCACAGACACACCCUUACUGAUUUGACACACUCUGACAGACAAGCACACAUUCACUAACACAUUUACUCACAGACACAUACAUACAAUCAUAGCCACACACUCACUCACAGACACACAACUCACUGACAGACACACAUUCACUGACACACACACACACACACACACAGACUCACUGAUAGACAAACACUCACUGACAGACCCACUCACUGACAGACACACACACACACAUUCACUGAUAGUGACACACUCACACACAUUUUCUCCGAAAUAGUUACUUUUGCCUCCCUACUUUUUGGAGAGCUGGUAUGGGUCCUGUCCUUGGGGUCUAGUGUGGAUCCUGUACCUGGGGUCCAGUGUUAGAUUGCUUUUCUUUUCUUGCACUGCUCCCUGGUGUGCCGAUUUGUGAUGCCAGGGCCAUAUUGAGACGUCCAGCGUCACAGCAAGGCGCAUGAGGGAGCAGAGCAAGAAAAGCAGGAAGAUGACAGCUGCUUCUAUUGCUCACAACCGCCCGCCUCUAGGAGUCCUUAUGUGGCCAGGUGGCUAGCAAGGCAUUUGCUAAAGUUUCCAGAGCAUUUGGGUGCAGUUUUUUUGCCUCACUAUAAUACAGUGCUAGUGAUAGCUCUACCUUUUGUCAAGUUUUGAAAAAUUAGGAUUUAGCAAAAGACACACAGGACAUGACUUAAUUAUUUUGUAUAAGCUUGUCAAAUGACUGCAAUUUUCAAUCUAUGGAAGUUCUGUAAAAUGUAGAUUAAUCAUUUAAAAUGUUUCUCUGACAGAUUGUGAUCAUUUGAAAAGCUUAUUCAAAAGAGUUAAAUUGAAGCUAAAGUCCCUUAUCUAAUGAUAAUCUUCUGGUUUAAAGAGCCGCUUUAACAGCAGAACAAUUUGUAUUGAAGGAAACACAAUCCACAGCAGACUCUUCUUUAGUUACAUGUAUUCAUAGAUGCUAUUAUAUCAAAUUAUACAAGUUAAUCAAAGUUGUGAUGAAUAGAUUAAGUCAUUAUUUUUAUGAAUAAAGGAGACUUGAACUUUUGUGCAGAGGGCUAGUUACACACCCGGCAACCGUAACUCAGGCAUCCUGGAACUCUGAUCUGGGCUGCCUAUUGUCAAUUCUGUGCAAAAGUGACAUCUGUUGUCAGAACACAGAAUGCACUGGCAACACAUGUAAUCAUCUUCUCCCUUGCAGGCAGUGUGCUCUCCACUCCCUCCCAUUGUGUGCUCCCUCCUGCCUCCCUAUUGCUGUUCAUUUCUUAAAAAAAAGAAAAAUCCCCACUCUCCCCUCGCAGCUCAGAGUGCGCAGAUGAGCUCUGAGACAAUGACAUGGUCAAAUCAAAUGAGUAGAAUAGAAUUGAGUAGAAUUUGACAGAACUGCACAAGACCAUUGGUGACUUCAGUUGGAGGUAUAGCUGUGGAUUCUUGGUAAAAAAAAGAUUGUGUGUAUGAUUUAUAACUAGGUCAUUCUAAAGUAAAUGUAAAAUUCAGUCAGCAUGGGAUUAUACAGUAUACAGUAAGCUGUAUACUAUAGAAACUAAAUGAAAUAAUAUAUAUGAUAUAGUAAUAUUGCAUUAUUUAUGUCUAUAUGUGUAUGUUCUUUUUAUUUGUUGCAAUCCUACUUUGUAGGAAGAAGAAAAUAUUAACCUAACUAGUACUGUUUAGGUCUAAAUUGUGCUAAUGAUGUAUUUAAUGGGUCUGCACUGCACCUUUUAUUGUCAAAAAAGAUCUAGUAGAACUGAUACCUUAAAUAGGUUAGUGCUUCCUGAGACCAAAAGUUACUAAGGAGUGUAGCAUGCUUAAUGGUGCUUGCUAAAUUUGAAGUGUAUCAAUAACAUGUCUAAAUUGUUAAGUAGACGAAAACUCAAUAAUGUCCAUCAAACAGGGAUGUGUUCAUAUUAACACACUGUGCUAAUUGAAGGGAGUGGACAUACAGAAUAAUUUAGGCCGUCUGAUGCCAAAGUGUAUUAAUGACACAGUUAUAUUUAAUGAUCCUACAAGGACAAAAUUAACAAGACAUCCAUUCAAUGGGUCAAAGUUUAUUUAGCUCCAAAUGUGCCUGUUUCAUUCAUAUGUAAGAUCCACAUAUAUAUGUGACAUUAAUAUGCCAUUAGUACAGAUGAGUUAACAAACUAAGGGACAUCAUUUAAUGCUUUUACCAGAAUAACAAAAAAAAGAGGUUUGUAAAUGAAUGCCCACAAACACAUGUUUACCCUUGGAGAAUAUACCUGGUGACUGCUACAUUGUAAACUUGUAAAAAUAAUUUAAAAAACACACACAAAAAAAUCAAUUUCUGAGCGUUAGCAUCAGAAAAUGGUACAUCACCCCCACCCCCAUGCGCACACACAUAUUUCAUCCAGCUAUAUAAUCCUAAAGCCUACUAUAAACAGAUUAUCUAAACUCUGAACCCUCACUAAGCUGAAUAUGCAGCUAAACAUUUACUAUACUAACAAUUUUAGUUGCACAACACACAUCAAAAUUCCUUCAUAUAACACCCCACAUUGCAUACAUAUUUAGAUAAGUAAAGGGUAUAUACACUAAAAUGUACCCAUGGUGUGUGCCCUCUUUAAAAAUAAUUGAGUGAGGUUCUGAAAACCUAGUUGAAGGUAAUGCCCAAAGUUGCAUUCACCCUGGAAAAAAUGCUUUAGUAUAAUAUAUAUAAAUAUAUAUAUUUUUUAAACAAAUAACUGUAUAAAAUAUAUAAGAAUGUUUGUUUUCUCGAUCCCACUAUCUUUUAUACUAUUUGGCAGAGAGUUAAGAAUGAGAUUUGUUUAGUACAUUUGCUAAGAAUUUGUAAUAUAUCUCUAUGUAGAUCAACAGAACAUAUGGUGACUGCCAGACUUUUAGUACUUUAGAUCACUUUUUAGAAAAGGUCACUUACAUCAGUGGUCCCGAACCCAGUCCUCAUGGACCACCAGCAGUCCAGGUUUUGUCAGUAUCUCAAUUUGAAUUCAAAAGGGAAAUUCAUAAAUCCUGGACUGCUGAUGGGCCAUGAGGACUGGGUUGGGGACCACUGAGUUACAUGAAUCUCCCUCUUUAAAGAGUUUAACAUUAGUAAUAACAUUAGUAUUUUUGUGUAUUCUUAUUGUAGCUCCCUUGCCCAUUAACAUUUGGUUCUCACUGGCUCUACAGUGUUAUACCAUUGUAUUUGUUGUGUCUGACAUAACAUGAUAAUGAAGAAGAAAAAUGAUGGAGAUGGGAUUGCAGAAACAGAAAGUCUUUCAAUGUGUAGAUGAGACCAUAGCAUCCCUGUUCCACUGGCUUGUUAUGUGUAGUAUUUUGUAGUAAGGUUAACUUAACACUGCAUUUUCUCUGAAACAACAGUGUUUAAUGCAAAAAGCCUGCAGGGACUGACUAUACUCACCAGAACAACUACAAUGAGCUUUAGUUGUUCUGGUGACUAGAGUGUCCCUUUAACCCCUUAAAGACACAUGGCAUGUGUGACAUGUCAUAAUUCCCUAUUCCAGAAGUUUGGUCCUUAAGGGGUUAAUGAACCCAUAGGUUUAGGUAACUAGAUCUCACCUUUGCGAUUGCACCGUCGGGGUCGUUACAAAUUUUACCUCAGACGAUGACAGUGCCACUUUAAAUUGCACAUUAUUUCAUACCUCCCUCUUUCAAAUGGACAAAAAGGGCCACUUUAAUUUUAUGGAUGUGAGUGGGGAUGUGGCCAGGGUUGACUUAGUAAUUGCAAUUUAUGCAACUAAAAUGGAACUAAGAACAAGAAUAAUGUAACCAAUUUACACAGACGGGUUUCUAAACACAUUUAUUUUAGUUGGGAGUAUUAUCGCUGUGUAGUGUGGUAUAAACUCAGUCACACCAAGAAUACUUAUCCUUCUCCUAUUUUUAAGCAUAUAUAUUACUCAAAUUGCUGAUUUUGCCGUAAACCCAAGAAAUAAUGUACAUGCCAUAUAGUACGAUAUUCCUUUAUUAACAUAUAUACAAUAUAUAUUUUUUAAAAGUGCAUUAUCACUCAGAAAUUGCCAGUCAGUAAUUUACAAGGAAGGAACAUUAUUUUUAUAUGGAAGAGCUCUGUAUUUUACAAGUUUUGAAAAUCAACAUGAAACUUGCUAUGUAUAAUGUUAUUUACUGUAGAGCCAGAACCCCUUUUCCUCAUAAACCAGAGUGAGCAGUUUCCUAGCAGAUCAUAAAGUCUCAGAGGUCGAUUUUACUAGUUACAGGAAAAAAUGGCAUAUCCUGUAAACUGACUUACAGUUAAAAGUCAGAAAAUAAACUUUGUCAUAUUUACUGGCACAAAUUGUGGGCUUACUUCCAAAUGCACCUCACAACAUCCAAUUUUGUUGUUGUUGUAAGUGUAUAUUUUUGAGAAAACAUGUUGGAAGUGGUUAAUUGCAUUGUUUGCAGCCAUAAUGCCAUCAGUUUAAGUUAUUAAAAAUAAAAAAUCUGUGGUCCAAGAGACCCCAGCUAAAUAAAUCUCUGACCUCGACCUGCUUUACUGCUGGUGAGGGAAUGAAAAACAUCCCAUUGGAACAACAGUGCAACAAAUACUCCUUGUUUCUACAUGAUUUGUGCAGGAAAUGGAUUGAAGAAUUACAUUAUGUAGGGGCCUGGUGAACAACAUCUACCAUUUCUCUCAUCCUGCAGGGUCAUGGGAUGGAGGGUAAUUACAAGACUGCAUGGUCCUUAAGCGACACUGUCACGAUGAACUUACCUUUUCCCAAUCGCUUCCUCUUCUCUUCUUCUUUCCUACUCUGUGUUUCGUUUUUUUUCAAUUUUUCUUAUGUCUUAUGCAUUUUUCCUAUGCCUGACUUAGUAUUAGAAAAUAAGUGAGUUUAAAACUUCCCUCCUGCCCCCCACAACCCAAUAAAGGGGGACCUGGCACAAGUUUCCGAAGCCACUAUGGUGUGGCACCUAUGAGAACAAUUAACAGGGGGAGACAUAGAGAUCCCCUCAAGCCCCCACCCAUACCUCACAAGUGGGAGCUAUUAAACUAAAUGGGGAACCUAGUGUCUCACCCAGCCCAAACCCAUUAGUGGCAGUUGUGGGCCCUAAAGAUAAUGGGCAUCCUCUCCGAAUCCCCACUCAUAAGUGGUGUGUGGGCGGACCUAAGUGAAAGUAGGGGUCCCCUUCAGCUUCCACCCGUUAGCCGUGGGCCCUAAGGGAUAAUGGGGAUCCCCCUCAGCACCAAGCCAUUAGCGGCAGGUGGGGACUCUAAAUGAUAAUGUGAGUCCCACGCAGGCCGUUCCCGUUAGCAGAUGGUGAGGGCCCUAAGUGAUAAUGGAGUGGGACCUACUGUCUUUGGUCUUCGUUGAUUUGUUGUAAUUUCUAUUUGUUCAUUCGUGUUUCUGAUGAAUUGAUAAAUAGGCAAAAUUUGGGUUUGAAAUUCGGAUGAUGCAGUAAAAAUAAAGAUGAAAUGGGGGACCUAGAGGCAUUUGGGGAUGACUAGUGGGUCAAUAAAAGUAAAGGAGAUAGGACGUGGUUAAAAGGGGCUUUUUGACUCAUACAAGUAAGAGUUUCUAUUAGUAAGGGCUUUUCUAUUCAACUGCUAAUGAAGUAUACACCGAUUAGAUGGCUUACAUCUUAACUCUAAUAGUGUGUCUCCAAUACAUUAAAUGUUUAUUCUUUUCUGUUCUAAAGGAGAGAUGUGUUCUAGUAAGCACUAAAAAGAAAAAAUAUAUAUACACAUAUACAUAUAUAUAUAUAUAUAUAUAUAUAAAAAUCUCUUGCACUCACGCUUAACUGUCCCUUGAUUGCCGGGUGCUAGUAAUCCAGGGCUUUAGUAUCCAUAUGUCCAAAGAGGUAGCAGCACUCAAGGGGUUAAAAAGUCCAAUCUUUAUUUAGAAAUGUUAAAACACGAUCAACGUUUCAGUCCUAUCUAUAGGACUUUCUUCAGGAUCAAUACCUUGGAUUGGACUUUUUAACCCCGUGAGUGCUGCUACCUCUUUGGCUAUAUAUAUAUAUAUAUAUAUAUAUAAUGUAUUAUAAUACAGCAGAUGAGGGGGGAGAGGCCUGACAGCCAACCGAGCAGGACGUACAUGGCUGGAGCUGCUCAGCCUAAGCCUGAAAAAAAGCAUUGAUUAACCUGCUUGGGGCCUACGUGGGAGUCCCGGGCAGGGGAGGCGGUCGUUCCGCUGUCGGAGCUCGCUCUGAGUCUCAAUUGGGCCUGCUCCCCUUCCCCUCCUCUGGACAGGUGGGGGUUAUCACGGUCCCCACUGUCAAGCUACUUGGACUGUUCUCCCGGUCCAUUCCUAUCCAGCACAUACCUGCAACUACAAGCCUACUCACCACCAUGGCCGCUGCAACACUGAAUGCCCCGAAGCCUGCACACCUGCACCUGAAUACUCGAGUGGACCUGCUGCUACUGAAAUUUGACAGCAUCUGUGCCCAAUUCUCAGGGGAAAUCAAUGCUCGAGCAGGGAUUGCCUCGCAUGGAGGUCGGUGCAACCGCCUCCAGGUGGGGUCUCCAUGGCCUACCCAGGAAGCAACUCCAGCAGUAAGGCAGAAGAAAAGAAGGCUGAGGCUGACAGUGCCUCGGGGUAAACCUACUUUCUGGCACCGCCGGAGUGAGCCCACGCGGCAGUCAUGUCAUGGUUAUCCACGUGGGAUUGCAACACGCCGCCAGAGAGAGUCGGCUCGGACAAGCCUGCAGAAGAAGGAGAGAAGAUCCAGAGGCUUUGGGUCUGCGGCUGGCAGGGUAGAACACCCUGAAGGGGCACCACAUGAUAGCAGCUGUCCCCCUCUGCAGCCCAGCAGAAUGCCGUACACUGGUGUCGCUGAAGCUCCACCUACAGGCAUCGGCUAAGUAAAUCUCAGCACAGGCCAACUCUUCGCUGCAGCCAUGGACUCUAAUAUCACACAGUCACUCUAUUAAUGCAAGUAAUGGCCGGCUGUAGUAUAUAUAUUCCUCUUAACACCAGGGACACCCAGUGGUUUUAACAAUGUUAAUCCCAGUAGACCUGCUAAACCUGUUAAUACCUAUUAUCUUCUCCUGAUUGUGUAUGCCUGAGCCUAGCUAGUUAUACUCUACAUUUGACAGGGCAGUUCUGUUUUCGCUUCUAUACCUACUCUAGAUAAUGUGUACUUGUCAAUAUGGCGGAACCUAUACGCAUUGCUUUUGUAUACUCUUUACUUAUAUCACUCCACCUAUACUAUAAAAUUGUGCAUGUGUUCUCAAUUACCCCAAAUGUAAAGCAUGACAAUAUGCCUGAGGAAUGCCGUUGGGGUACCUCAUGCAUGUUUGUAAUAUUCUUAUGCACUGCAAAAUGCAAAAAAUAGAUAAACAAAUAAUACAGCAGAUGAUCAUCAUAUCAAAAUUAAAUUGUUACAUUGGUUGAUAUAUUUUUGAAUGUCUAGAUCAGUGCCUGGAUGUAAAGCAUUUGAUUUAUUUUACACUAUUGCUUCUAAUCUCUGUCCUUCUUAAAACCUGAUAAAAUUUUAGAGUUAGUGAUUAUAUAUAUAAAAAUAUGCCUACUUGGGAAAAACAACUAAACAGCUACAUAUUAGUAAGAUAUUUCUCUGUACUGAAUCCAGCAGUACAGAGCAAAAAGCAUAUAUUAAAAGGAUACUUUAAGCACCAAAGCAAGUUUAGCUUAAAGGAAAACUAUAGGGUCUGGAACACAAACAUGUAUUCCUGACCCUAUAUUUUUAAACCCACUAUCUAGCUCCCUGGCUUCUCCUUGGGAUCCUCAAUAUAGUAAAAUCGUACCUUUAUUCCAGUUUGUUGGUGCUGGCUCUGCCGCUGAUCUGCCUCCUUAAGUGACAUCAUCAGAAGUGAUGAUCUCAGCAAACCACAUUUUUUUUUCCAUAGCAAAGCAUUGGAUUGGCUGAAAUGGUCAGUUCUGAUUAUCUCAGCCAAGGAAGUAAUCAGGAGUGGAGCCAAAUGCUGCCCUGGCUUUUCAGCAUCUCCUCAUAGAUAUCCAUUGAAUCUAUGCAUCUCUAUGAGGAAAGUUCAGUGUCUCCAUGCAGAGGGUGGAGACACUGAAUAUCAGUGCUGCAAACAGUGCAGCACUGCCCCAGGAAGCACUUCUAGUAGCCAUCUACUGAGUAGCCAGUAGAGGUAUCCAUGGUCUGUAAGGUUAACUUAACACUGCAUUUUUUCUGAAACAACAGUGUUAAAUGCAAAAAGCCUGCAGGGACUGACUAUACUCACCAGAACAACUACAAUGAGCUUUAGUUGUUCUGGUGACUAGAGUAUCCCUUUAAUGAAGAUGUUUGGGUAUAUAGAUCAUGCCCCUGCAAUCUUACAGCUCAGCCAUUUAAGAGUAUUUUGUUUCUGUUUAUGCAGCCCUUGCCCUCCCCUGGUUCUGACUCACACAGCCUGCAUGAAAAAAAAUGUUUACAUUUUAGUCAGAUCUUACGGUGUGUUUACUAUAGAAGUUUUUUUUGCUCUUGCUCUGUUAAUUGAACUUUAAUCAAACACAUUUACAGAGCAGAACAGAGCACAUUCUAAGUUAAACAAACUGUGUAAUAAAGGGAUAUUAAAAACGAGAUCUAUCAUUAUAGGAAAUAUGUAGGGAGGUUAUGUAAAGCUGGGGAGGUGUGCCUAGGGUCGCUUAAACAAAUUGUUUAACUCUUAAAUGGAUAAGAAUUGAGCAGCAAGACUGCAGGGGCAUGAUCUAUACAUCAAAGUCCCAAAGUGUAUCCCUUUAAAUAUAUACAAGUGUAGAAUAGAACGUGCAACUUGCUGCAGAAAUAGUUUUUAACCUUGAGUUUAUUUCCACACCAGAAUUGUCUAUUCAUUUAAAGGGAUAUUAUAAAUGUACGUUCAAGCUCCAGAAAUCAUACGCACUCACUUUGUGUCAGACACACACACACUGAAACACACAUAUACUCACUGACAGAUAUACACUGACAAACACACAUACAGAUACACUCACUGACAGACAUAUAUACAUUCAGUGUGAGGCACACACAUUCACUGACAAGACAUACACUCUCAGUGACAGACAUGCAUACACACACUGCCAGAUACCUAUAUACACAUUGACACAUGCAUACACACACACUGACAAACACAUAUACACGAUCAGUGACAGACACACACUCUCACUAACAGAUACACACACACUCUCACUAACAGACACACACACACUCUCACUAACAGAUACACACACACUCUCACUAACAGAUACACACAGACUUUCACUGACAGACACACACACAUGCUCACUAACAGAAACACUAACACUCACUAACAGACUCACUCAGCUCUCUCGCACGCCUCUCAGUGAUGCCGGGGCUGGAGUGACAUCAUAUUCCAGCUCUGGUAUCACUGGAGUGCGCACGAGGAAGCUGAGCAGGAGAGAGCACUCCCUCGCCGCCCGCCUCUUACACCAGUGCAUUUCAUCCUCAAGGGGGCCCUAAGGGUUGCCAGCCAGCCAGCUCCUGGGCCCCCAAGGACAAGAAGCAGGCAAGGUAUCUGUCAGGGCAAUUGGGUGACUUCUUUUUUUGCCACCCCCCUGCAAGUGCUUCCCAAGGCAAAUGCCUUGUCGGCCUCACACUAGAUACAGCGCUGCAGACACCCUACAGAAAGGAAGAGGCUCUGCCAAUCAGAUGUUUCCCUUUACGGUUUUUGAGUUUUUAUUUAUUUAUUUUCUAAGUUCUAUCCAGCAAAGGUUUAUCUCAUAUGAAGUUUCGUUCCUAGCCACAGUUCCUCUUCUGACAUAUGAUAACUGGACCAACUGAAUACGUUGAUAGCAGUUAUACCAUGGCCACUGUCAACAAUUCACAGUUAUUUAAAUCUUUCUGUUGAAAGCAAGCUUCCAAGCUGCCACCUCACAACAGAACUGCGUGAUGGAUUUUGAGAGAUAUCCAUCCAAGCUGUGGAUGCAGCAGACAUUGACUGCACACACCACCAACAACAAAGUUGGAUAGAUGUUGAAUAGCAAAUAGGAAACAAAGAUUUUUCCUGGGACAUCUGUGGCAUGUUUCUGGGAGCACUUUUAUUGCUUUAGUAUUUUUUUCCAAAUUGCUGCAGUUAUAAGCUACUUUCAAGAGCAAUAACCUUUACAAUGAAGAAAAAGUAUCAAGGUGUUUAGAGUAACCCUUUAAACUUAAAAUUAUUAUUGGAGCUUAAAGUACAGUACUUCAACUGAUAUUUAAGUCCAGAAACAUUUGGACACUGACACACGUUUUGUUAUUUUGGCUGUUUACUAAAAUAAAUUCAAGUUACAGUAAAUAAUGAAUACAGGCUUAAAGAGCAGUCUCUCGGCUUUAUUUGAGGUUAUUCACAUCCAAAUGGGAGGAAGGGUUUAGGAAUUACAGUUCUUUAAUAUGUUGCCCCUUCUUUUUUAAGAGACUAAAAGUACUUGGCCAAUUGACUCAUUGACAGGGGUGGGCUAUUCCUUCAUUAUUUCAUCAUCAAUUAAGCAGGUAAAAGGUCUAAAGUUGAUCCCAGGUGUGACAUUUGCAUUUGGAAGCGGUUACUGUGAACCCACAACAUGCGGUCAAAGGAGCUCUCAAUGCAAGUGAAACAGGCCAUUCUUAGGAUGCAAAAACAAAAUCCAUCAGAGAGAUAACAGGAAUAUUAGGAGUGGCCAAAUCAACAAUUACAUAGGUACAUUCUAAAAAAAAUGCACUGUGACCUCUGUAACACAAAAAGGCCUGGACAUCCAUGGAACAACAGUGGUAGAUGAUCGUAGGUUCCUUUCUAUUGUAAAGAAAAACCCCUUGACAUCCUCCAGCCAAGUAAAGUACACUCUCUAGGAGUUAGGUAUAUCAUUAUUCAGGUCUACCAAAAAAGAGAAGACUUCAUGAGGGUUCACCACAAGGUGCAUACCAUUGACCAGCCUAUAAAUAGAUAAGCCAGAUUAGAUUUUGCCACAAAAUCAUCUGAAAAAAGCCCACUUCUGGAACAGCAUUAUUUGAACAUAAACUAAGAUCAAUCUGUACCAGAGUUAUGGGGGGAGGAGGGGGGAGAUGGAGAAGGCUUGGAACGCCUCAUGUUCUGAAGCACACCAUCAUCUGUAAAACAUGGUGGAGGCAGUGUGAAGCAUGGCUUCCAAUGGCACUCGGUUAUAUGUGUCUAGCAAUUAUGGGACAGAAGCAGUUGGAUUAAUUCUAAAAUGUAUAGGGAUAUAUUGUCUGCUUAGAUUCAGACAAAUUCAGUAAAGUUGAUUGGAUGGUGCUUACGUUUACAGAGAAACAAUGACACAAACUUGCUGUGAGAGCAACCUAGGAAUUUUUUAAGGCAAAGAAGUGGAAUAUUUUGCAAUAGCUGAGUCAAUCACCUAAUCUCAACCCUAUCGAGCAUGCAUUUUACUUGCUGGAAACAAAACAUAAAUAACAAAGACCCACAAACAAACAACUGAAGACAACAGCAGUAAAGGCCUGGCAAAGCAUCACAAAGGAGGAAACCUAGCGUUUGGGGAUGUCCAUAUGUUCCAGAAUACAAGCAGUUAUUGUCUGCAAAGGAUUCCUGGCAAAGCAUUAAAAAUUCACAUUUUAUUUAUAACUGUGUUAAUUUGUCCAAUUACAUUUGAGCCCCUGAAAUAAGGGGACUUUGUAUCAAAAUGAUUGCAAUUCCUAAGUUUCAUACAAUAUUUUUGUUUAACCCCUUGAAUUAAAGCUGGGAGCCUGCACAAUUUCAUUUCAAAUCCAUUGUGGUGGCGUACAGAGCCAACAUUUUUAAAAUUGUAUCAGUGUCCAAAUAUGUAUUGUCAAAGAAUGCUUGAAAUCAUUUUGUCUUUUUUUGUCUUUUACCUUUUAUAUAUAACUUAUUUGCCUAUUUUAUGUUUUCCAGGGGGAUUAAUCACAUGGUUUAAAUAUCUGAUCAUGUUUUGUAAGUAUUAAUUGUACCAAGGAAUACUUCUAUGCAAUGGAAAGACAUUUCAGCAUCAUAGCAAUCAAUACAUUUCAAAUCAAUUGUUAAAACAGAGUCAGAAUAAUGUUUCUUAGGAAAAUCUCUGGGAUAUUCCCAACUGGGUUUGGACUUCGUCUUUCUCAGAAAUUUGUAUUUUUAUUGUUUUUAUCUGGAUUCAUUACACUUUGCUUUGGAACAUUGUUCCUCCUACCAGACACAUCCAAAUUUAGAAGAAUAUUUUUAUCAGGUUCACAGAGCCAGAAUGUGGAAAAAUUACACAGUUAUGCUCCUAAGAAAGUGAACAAGAAAGCAGUGGAAUACCAAAAGUCUUUGUUGCGGAGUGCACACCAUGAAAAGUGGAAAUCCAAAGGCAAAUAUCAAGUGGAACUUAAUUCGUUAGGAUAUGAGGGCAACAGUAUUGAAAAUGCAUACAACGACAAACAAAAAGCAGAUCAUUUUCAGAAAAAAGAACACGCUAAUAUUAAAAUAAAGGAAAUUGUGGUACCUACUCACGAGAACAAAAUACCUGAAUUUCAGUAUAAUUAUAGAGCUUUCCAAAAAACGCUUACAUAUCCACCACUGGGCAACACAAGUGAAUCAAAUGAUUCUGAAAUUCAGGAAAAAAGGAAGAAAGUAAAAGAGGUAUUUGUUUUAUUGUUAUUUUUUUUGUAGAUGAAUCUGGUAUUGCAAUGAUUAUUUGAAAGUGUUGUUAUGGAUGCAUAUGCCUAGGUUGACUUUUUGAUUAGAAUUUUCGGGAUUUACUACUUCUUAUCACUUGUCUCAUUGUCAUGUCAGGAGGGUGUAAUAAUGUGAUUGCACCAGUCUAGCUGUCCUGGUAGGUGUUUUCACCAAUGCUGGUAAGUUAGCUGUCCCGUCAUGAUGGGCCAUGAAGCAACAAGUGAGCAAUACAACAAUAGGAUGAGUAGAUUUGUUUACUUAUGGAAUAAUACUUGUAAGUACAUCUGCCAGGCCUGGUUGUAAGGCUCUUUCUGUCUGACUCCAUGGAGUUAUCCAUUUUAGGAGCACUGUAGUGGUUAUGAUGCCAAGAGUGGCCUGGUGUCCCCCUAUGUAAGUAGUCAAAUUUUUGCUAAUAGUUUUAUGACUUACCUGGGGUCCACCAAGUGUCCGCCAGCUCCUCCAUGAAAGCCAGAAGCUUUCUGCAUUGAGCUAGGCUCCGCGAAGCAGGGCUUAACUCACUGGCUGAGACCAAUCAACGUACAUUUUCGGCCAAUCAACUGGCCUUGCACGGCAGGGUUUAGCUCAGAAGAACUAACAGAAGCUGAGUUUCUUAUUUGAAUAACUGUGUAAACGGUAUGGACUUCAAUUGAAUAGGUAUAUUAUAUUAAAUUAUUAAGCUUGAGGAUUAUUUUAUGACAUGCAUAUGCAUAUGUAGGGAAGAGAAUAUAUGUACCUACCUAUGUAUUCUUACUAUUUCCCUUUAAAGUCAAAUAUAUUUUUCCUUUUAAGAGGUCCCUAGUAGUAUAACCCCUUUAAGUGUUACAUGCCUAGGAAUUUUUUGAAUUUUUAAAACUUAGUUUUGUUUAAAAGGAAUACAUUAAAGUAAUUUAUUGAAAAAUCUCAUCAGGCCCUGCCUUCCAAUUUGUGUUCGGGGCUACACCGAUUAUGAUUCAGGUAAGAUUGUUGUUAUUAACCUUGAUAUGAAAAAGUCGGUUGAGGUGUUCUGAAACCAACGUAUGCUGUAGGCCAGUAAAUAAAGUGGGCAAAAAGGAACACAGUGAGGUAGCUCAGUUAGUAAAUUCUGGUAAACUGGUGAGGUAGCUCAGUUGGUAAAUUCCCUGGUUCAAAUCCUGGCAGCUCUUCAUCCCUCUGAGGUUGAUAAAGUGAGUACCACUAAGUAACAUCUAUUACUAUUUAGUUGCUGAUUUGGUUAAUUCUGAGACUGUGAGUCCCACUGGGAGAAAGACGCUAAAUAAAUACUAAUUAUUGUUAUUAUCUCCUUAGUUAUUGUUAUUAUCUCCUGCUUAAACACAUUUAUUGAGAAAUAAACGUAAUACCACAUAAGUAGUUUAAGAUGACAUUUACGCAUACCAGUUGAGGAAUGUAUGUUGUAUAUGCCGAUGACCUCUAGCGAUUUAAUGAUAUGGACUGGAACGUUCUGGCUGGAUGCUGUGGAUGUGGCCCCUAUUCUAAGUGAGUGUCCUGAAUAACUGCUAGGGUUCAGGCCUAGCCUUAUUAAAAAACAUGAAUUUGGAUGUAGUGAGGGUAGCUCCGUGCAGUGGCGGAAGGGAGGCGUGAUUUUGAACAGUGAGAAGGUAGGAAUCGAAAACCUUUACUGGGCACCAGGAAUUGUUCAUGGGGUAAUAAGGAAUGUGGACAGGUUGACCUAGCUGGCUUGUUUUGGUCAAGGGUGGAGUGAGUAUGUAAUAAUCUAGAUGUUUCCUUAAAUAGGAGACAUGGAGGCAGAGUUGUGUCGACCACUUAUGGUGAACUCCCAUGGCCUCAGGAAGCCGUAAAAGGCCAGGUAUAUGGUGGUGACUGAGUUAGUCUGGGGUUUGAACGGGGCUGAAUCUAGUACCUCUGACAUGUCUUUGAAUAACUGUUUGUUGAUGGGUAACCUUUGUUGUAUGGUAAUACCGUCAACCUUGGAUAUACCCUUCAGUAUGGUCUUAAUGGGGUAUAAGGAGAGGAAACUAGAUACUAAAAAAAACAACUAGUUAUUGGGGAAGGCGAUGUACAUAUGGUGCUGGAUGCCUAUCGGGUAUAACUUAAUUGUGUUGUGUGAUAACUUUAACUUGAGGUAGCAAAAAGUGGCGAAUGCUACCGGGGAGGUUGUAUCAAACAUGUUAUCUAGUUGAUGAUCUGCCAUAAAUUUCCUGUAUAAGGAAAUGCCCUGUCAUAGGCAGUACAAGUGUUGGCGGAUAGGGCCAGUUUUGUUAGGGUCUGACUGUGGUGUAGUAACUCGUCUAGUCCAUAAUUAGGUCUUGGAACAGGGGGGCCUGCUGUGGCCCGAUGUGCAGUUGUGGGUAGGGACUCUCAGAAAGCCUGAAAUUGAAAGCGAGACAAUCGAACAGCUGCAGUGUUUAAAACUCCUGAGACAUGGCACCACACUAAGUAAAGCUGAUUGUAGGUAGCCAGCCACGUCAGUCUUCUAAUGAACCUCAUUAUUAUCAAAGACGCCGAGUGGCCUUUGUUACUAACGUGGCAAAUCACCUGAUUGUCUGAAAAUCACUGUACCAUUUUGCCUGACCACAAAUGGACCCAUGCUACUGCCACAGCUACAAUGGGGUACACUUAAAAAAUGAGUUCUUGUAGAACCCCUCUAUAUCUUGUACCUCCUCAGGCCAACUGCCCUAGAGCCAUUCGUUGCUGAAAAUGGCUGCGAAACCUGUGGUAGCUGCUGCAUCCCUCCAAAUGACAUGGGAGUGUAUAGAUACCUGUGGAAGAAACAUGCUUUCCCAUUCCAGAUUGAGAGAAGCAUGUUCCACACAAGUAGAUUUGCUGUGGCUUGGGUGUUGAGGGAGAUGUGGGUAGUAGGCUCAAGAGUCUGUGGGAUGAUUCUUAUUGCGAAGUUUAGUGAGCUUAACAGUGAUUGUAAUUCUUUCUGGUUACAUGAGCCGGUAUGUCUGUAAUUAUUGAUGUCGUGGAGGAUGCUUGUGAUUUUUCUUUGAGGAAGACUGGCUUUCAUAGCCACCUUAUCUAGUUGUAUGCCUAAGAAAUUAAUAAUGAUGUCGGCAGUGGCAUACCUACCACGAUCGCAAGGGUCACAGCUGUGACCGGGCCCCUCACUCCAGGAGGCCGGCCAAGGCAACGGUCCGCUGGUGUCUGGCAGGAGGGGAGAGCUGUGCUGUGUUAUUUUACAUAACAGUGUCUUUAUACCCCUUUAAUAGUAAGCACAAAGAUACCCAAUGCCAUAUUAGUUGUCGACCGCUAGAGGGCCACAAGUCAAACUGCCCAAACCAUUGGCAACAUGUUGAGAGUAAACUGUCAUGCGUUCGUGAGAAAAGGCGCGAACGUAUUUGCAUCAAGUAAACCUAGGCGAGGAUUUGAGUAUCAAAAAGAACAGAACCCCUCGAACCCUCUUACAAUAAUAAUAAGUGAAGGACCCAAAUGCUCUAGCCGAUAAUAGAGCCUUUAUGCCUAUCUGCCCCCCAUUAACGUGCUACUGCAGCCGUGUGACUAAUGACCCAUUCGUAUGAAAUGAGCUGAAUGGGGGUGGCAACGUUAGAUGGUAGGAACUAGAAGUGCCACCGAACAGAACAUAGAAAACGAAUGAAAUAGGUGAAAGAAAAUGUUCAAACAGUGAGGGCGCUGGCGCGACGGUCAGCCCACAUGUUCAGAGGUCAGACCGUCGGGAGCGGGCUGUCGCCUCGAGGGGGAUCCAGAAAGAAAGUUUCCACAGAGCAGCUAGCUGGCGGUCUGAGUAACAGCAGCAGAUCAUCUGACCAAUUAUGGUAAGGUAAGGAAGGGGGGAGUCCCUUUUAAAGACCCAUAAGCCCCUCCCACAACUUCAGGCCCUGUCUUCCAAUACAUUGUAUAUACAAUAUAUAUAAUAUAAUAUAGGGAUCAAAUGUUUAAUUGAUUGAUUUGCUGUAGGCAAAUUUUCAUUUUUCAAUACAUCUGAAAAAGAGCUUUGUUUUUAAUGGUAGCCACUCAAGAUUACAUACUAUAACAUACACUAAUCAGGCACAACAUUAAAAUCACUGACAGGUGAAGUGAAUAACAUUGAUUAUAGUGUUACAAUUAAUAUAUUAUUCAGCAAGUGAAUAGUCAGUCACCUACCUAGAGAUUGUUUCAGACAAAAUACACCCAUGUAUGGCUUUAGGGCAGUGGUGUAAUGUACCCUGCCACACUGCAAAAAUUGUUCAGGAAUGGUUUGAGGAACAUGACAGGUUCACGGUGUUACCUUGGCUUUCUAAUUCCCCGGAUUUUAUUUUGUUUGAGCUAGAACAACAAAUCCAAUCCAUGGAGGCCCUACAUUGCAACUUGUUAUCAUUCCAGAUAACACAGGACACAUUGAGAGGUUUUGUUGAGUCCAUGCCUAGACUCACCAGAGCUGUUUUGACAGCACAAGUGAGACUUACACAAUAUUAGGCAGGUGGUUUUAAUGUUGUGGCUGAUUAGUGCACCAGUGAUUGUUGAAUAUUCAACCAUCUAUUCCAAUGGAUCUCAACAUUUUGACAGCCACCAAAAUUAUGCACAUGGCAAUAGCCAUGACACACAGGUUAAGAACCAGUGUGCUAUUCACUAAGUGCAGAUUGAAAUGUUCAAGUGAGGAAGCCAAAACUCAAGAGAAGUCAGCAAACGAAACUCAGAUGUACCAUGCCAUAUCCAGUGCAAUAACAAGGUAGUGAAGUCACCUUCACACAGUUUUCUUUCAUCUAAUAAUAGAUGAUCUAUAACUAUGGCAGCUAUACUUGAAGGAAUUUUCUUACCGCUAGACAUGACGACAAUUCUCACUGAAGAUAAAAAUGCCCCAGUUCUUUAGUCAGGUUGCUAAAAACAAAUUUAGCAGUCUGAUACUAAGACAGUGAAAAGGGUUAUUUAAAGCCCAACUAAUAAUUAUUCUUUUAACAAAUUACAGUAUGCUGAGAUAAAUAAACUAGCUAUCACAAUUAAUUGUUUUGCUUAUACAAUUUAGUUUUGUUUGUAAAAUGAACACAUUAUAAUUUCCUGUGGUAGACUUUAAGCUGACCGUAAAGUAAUAUGACCUUAUUAAAUAUGUAUUUUGUUUUUUUAUUAUAAAAAAAAAAACAUGGCUGCUUCCCAAGCAUUUAUAGUAUGCCACAGUAAGUUAUAUAGCAAGAAUAUUUCUACUGCCAAAAGGGAACCAAUAAAGAAUUCAAUAUAUUUACUCAACAAAAUAAACAGUUUUUAAUUUAUUUUUUAUAGACCUGAAAAACACAAACAUAGGCUCCAUGCUUACAAAGUUAUGUCACUAACAGGGUAUUUCACUAAAGUGAAAAUUCAAAGCAAAUUUCAAAUUUAAAGGAACACUUUAGGGUCAGGAACACAAACAUGUUUUUCAAACCCUAUAGUGUCAAAAUCACCAUCUAGACCCCCGAGUAUACCUUUAUGCCAGUCUGCUGCUGCUGCUGGCUCUCCCCUGAUUUGUCUGCUUUGCUGGCAUCAGAUUCUCUCAGCCAAUCACAAUGCUUUCCAUAUGAAAGCAUUAAAUUGGCUGAGACUGUCAAGGAGGCAGAUCAGGGGCAGAACCAUCACAAGCCAAACACAGCCCACACCAAUCAUCAUCUCCUCAUAGAUAUGCAUUGAAUCAAUGUAUCUUUAUGAGUAAAGUUCAGUGUAUCCAUGCAGAGAGUGAAGACACUGAAAGUCAGUCACACUGUGCAGCACUGACCCCGAAAGCAACUCUAGCAGCCAUAUGAGGAGUGGCCAGUGGAGGUAUCUCUAGGCUGUAAUGUUAACACUGAACAAGGAAUAGAGCAGCACUAAACAAACUAAAAACACUAGGAUGGGAGGCAGUAUACCUGAUAAUAGGGGAAUACCUCUAAACCCCAAGAAAACUAGAACAAGUCAUACAACAAUAUACAGGUAGUGCCAAGAAAAAUACUCCAAACACAAUAGUAUAUAAUAAUAUGAGCAAUGAAAGCAAUAGGCGCAAUAAAAAAACCCGCAGGAUAUCAAAAGAGUCCACAAUAAAACUUAGAAGAAUAGAAAAUACCAAAUGGUACGGCACAGUCUCGAUGGUGGCAAUAGAUCUUCUAGAUCUGGUAUGGGACUUUCUUGGUAGCUCCGCUUAAUAGCAGUAUAUGAAAAGGAAGCAAAAACAAUAGUGCAAUAUGGUACUACGUGGUAGGACAAACAACACUUGGAUAAGAUGUCAACGCACAUAUGGUAGAGCUAUACCCAGCUCUAGGUAAAACAGCAUGCAGUGGUAUACAAUACCCACUUUCAGGAUAUCCCUCUGGUUUUGGUACAUAGUAGAAUGACGGUAAAUCACAACUGGAUAAUGAUGACGUAGAUCAUAUGGAAUGACAAGAAAGCAGACAAUAGUGCUCUCUAUAUAGAUAGGUAAUAUAAGGUAAAUAAAAAUAUACUUACAAUAGAGUGAGCAGACUAACCACUCUAUGUAUCAAGCCUGGGUGGUAUAAUCCUCACCAAGGAUUUCUUUGGUUGGUUGUCCGCAGUAGGUAAUGGAUCCAGAUGUCAAGUAAAAGUAUAAAAAUAAAUAAUAAGUUCUAAAAAUAUAUGGCUAAAAGGCAGGUAGUGAGGUAGCCAAAAUACUUUAUUUAACAACAGCAUAAAAACCACAAUGCAUUUCUCCCCUUAGGGCUUUCUCACGUCUGUUAAGGAGCCAGAUCAUGCGCAGAACCAGCACAAGCCAACCCCACCCAGACCAAUCAUCAUCUCCUCAUAGAGAUGCAUUGAUCAAUGUAUCUCUAUGAGUAAAGUUCUGUGUAUCCAUGCAGAGGGUGGAGACACUGAAUGUCAGUCACACUGUGCAGCACUGACCCAUGAAGCAUCUCUAGCAGCCACAUGAGGAGUUGCCACUGUGGGUAUCCCUAGGCUGUAAUGUGAACACUGCCUUUUCUCUGAAAAGACAGCGUUUACUGCAAAAAGCCUGACGGGAAUGAUUUUACUCACCAGAACAAAUACAAUAAGCUGUAGUUGUUCUGGUGACUAUAGUGUCACUUAAAGGCCAAGGUAGCUGCAUGGAUAGCAUAGGUGAAUUAGAUCAUUUUUCCACUUCAGCUAUUUUGACCUUAAAUUUUAAUUUCACUUUGAAUUCACCAUAAAUGUUCACUUUAAAGAGUAACCCUGUAAAUAUUAAUUCAUUGGGAUUAACAUUACUUUUAAUUCAUUCUCAGAAGAUUUAGAAAUGUAUAUAAUUUGGCCUGUCAAUGAGAAUAGAUACUUUGUUUAGGCCAUGAAAUUGUGAUUUGAAUUGAUAUCUGGGGGUUAAAAAGCAACUAAUUUGAAUAUAUUGAAGUCUAAAGAGCUGUUCUGAAUGCCUAUUCUAAAUAUUGACACUUUUUCAAUACACCCAGAUAUGUAGUAGAAAUUCAACUAUUAUUGUCAGCUUUACUGCCUCAAAACAGAAAAUUGAGCAAUUUCAACUAAACAGAUGAGUCACUGACUUGUUACAUAAAAUAUUUCACAUUCAUUUACCAAAAUAAUGAGGCUGGUAUACUGUACGAUGCUGUGCAACAUGUUUUUGAGGGAUUUCAUUAAUAACCUGCAGUGUACAUAUGGAGUACCAGUCUGCUUUUAGAUGUAAAUUACAUUAUUUGUUAAUGUUUCAGGUGGUUUUCAGUGAAAUACAGUUUUAGUCCCUAUCUGAUUAUCUGUGCUAGUUAAAUAAAAUAAAAGAAACACCUUUGUUGAAUUGAAAUAAUCAAGGUUUGUAUUAAAAUUAAUUAUUUUAUAAAAUGGAAAAAGCUAAAACCAGGGUAGGAAAUUUAACGUCACUAUUUUGGAUCCUAGACGGUAACAAAAAAAUCCAUCCAAGAAGCACAAACUAAAUCUCAGAUCCUCAAAGAGCUGGUGGGAUAAAUUCUCAAACAAUAUACAGUAGGCCUAAGAAACAGAAUAAUAGAUGAGCUCCCUUUCUCUAGCAUUACAGAUAUGCUAGUUAACAUAAAAAUAGAUGCUUGGAAAUCUGGAGGGAUAAGAGAAUUAAAAAAUGUACUGGUGGUAUAUAUAAUUAAAACCUUCAAUCAAAUUAAGGAGGAAUUCAAUAUUCCCCCCAAGAAACUUUAAACUUCCUGCGAAUUAAGGGCUUUUUAGUAGAACACCUUCUCCAAUACGAGGGGGAGAAAAUCAUAACCCUCAAACAUCUAUUUGAAUUAAAGAACUAUAAAAACCUAAUGGCAAAAUGCGCUAAAGUUAUUUACAAAUGGAGACACGAUAAACCGAUAGAACUUAUUAAUAAGUGGGAAAAAGAACUACAAGUACAAAUAGAAGAAGAAGAAGAAUGGAUAAGUUCUCUAAACAAAUUAAGUAAACAUGUACAUUGUCUUGAUGAUAAUUCUACAUAUAAAUACAGCAGCUAAACUAAUGUUAGAACGCAACUGAAAAACAGUGACAAUACCAGGCACUCAAGAAUUAAUAUCUCAAGUCAUAUGGCAAGCAAGAAUGGAAAAGGGCAUCCUGGUGAAUUUAGGGAACAGAUACACUCAAAUAGAAGACUGGGAUACAUGGAUAUAUAAAAUGUAAAUGACAACCUAACAAAUACCAUCAUGGUUACUUUACCCCCCUUCUGAUUCAUGCAAUAAUUAAAUCAAGUAUAGCUAUGCUCAGACUAAAAGAGGCAAGGGCCUGAAACGAGGAGGGAGGAUAAGAAAAGAAGAUACAAGACCGCAACCUCCAAUUGGGCAGACAAAACAAAAAAACAGAGUAGUAAAAUAAAUAAAAUAUACUGAGCAUAAGAGGCUCUCUCUCCAAAGAAAAGGGAUUAGGCAAAACGAUAGAUUAGAAUACUUAACAAAUCUACAAAAAAAACAGAAUAGUAAAAUAAAUAAAAUAUACUGAGCAUAAGAGGCUCUCUCUCUCUCCAAAGAAAAGGGAUUAAGCAGAACGAUAGAUUAGAAUACUUAACAAAUCUACAAGGGUCGUGAGGGGGAUGGGGCGGGAGGAAUGGGAACUCGGGUGGGAGGGGGGGUCACAGGGAGCACAAUUUAGACUACACGAGAGAUUUAUGAUGACUGAAGUGCCAUGGCCUGAAAUAUAGAAACACUAACAAAACUAUACAAGGCAAGUAAAUUUUUUUUUUUUAAAUCUGUAGGAUAUGUUAAUUUUAAUGAGCAUUUCAAAUUAACAUAAACCAUCUUAAUAAAUAAGAGAACAGAAUACACAGAAGGAAACUGAAUUAUCUUUGAAAACGGAAUGAGGAACACAUAGAUAUAGAUAAUAAUUAGGUAUUAUUAUUAGGAUGAUAAAGAUUACUGUAAUUAUUAAUAAAGGUUCAUCAUAGUUUAACUACAAUAACUUUAGUUUGAUGACUGUAUAUAUAUAUAUAUAUAUAUAUAUAAUGUGUGUGUGUGUGUGUGUGUAGUGCAUGUGUUUAGCACAGUUCCUAUUUUGGUGUUAUCUCAUAUGUAUUCAUAGUACUGAGGAAAUAAUAUCAAAUUGUUGAGAAUGGCAUAGGUGUAAAAAGCAGGAGAUAUGGGGAGAUGACUCACCAAUUGUUAAACUAAUGGGGAGAUGAGAAGGGUAUGACCCUCCCCAGUCAUGUUGGUGUCGCUGUCGAUAUCUUAUCUUUUAUUGUUUUUAAAAAAAUGAGAAAAGCAAAACCUAUUAGAAUAGAAAAUGGCAUGGUGCUGGGUUUGUUACAAAAGACUGUCUCUCCCUAGAAUUUAUCGUUCCUGUGCUGAUGGAAAUUGGCUCUUUCUUAACAAACUACACUGAAUGUGCUCAGGCUUCUGAGCAUAGAGUUAGCUAAUCUCCACAUGUAGUAAAAGAACUUAGUGCAAAGGUUUAAUUAUAUAGCAACCUCAUAGAAUUUUUAGAUGUGUAUAAGUCCAAUUAGAGGGCUCUGUUUUGAGAACAGUGCCUCCUUUUAUAUAAACAUGACAUGACUUACACUAUAUGAACAAAAGUAUUGGGACACACCUCUUAAUUAUUGAAUAUGGGUGUUUCAAUCAGACCCCCAUUGCCACAGGUAUAUGAAAUCAAGCAUCUAGCCAUGCAGUCUGAAUUUGCAAACAUUUGUGGGGGGAAAUAGGUCAUUCUGAAAAGCUCAGUGAAUUCAAACAUGGUACGGUGAUAGAUUGCAAUAAGUCAGUUUGUGAAAUAACAGUAUAGGGCCCAUUACUUUCAGUGAAGGGAAAUCUUAAAGGACCACUCUAGGCACCCAGACCACUUCAGCUUAAUGAAGUGGUCUGGGUGCCAGGUCCAGGUAGGGUUAACCCAUUUUUUAAUAAAAAUAGCAGUUUCAGAGAAACUGUUAUGUUUAUUAAUGGGUUAAGCCUUCCCCCUAAUCCUCUAGUGGCUGUCUCAUUGACAGCCACUAGAGGCGCUUGUGUGCUUCUCACUGUGAUUUUCACAGUGAGAGCACACCAGCGUCCAUAGGAAAGCAUUAUGAAUGCUUUCCUAUGCGACCGGCUGAAUGCGCGCGCAGCUCUUGCCGCGCGUGCGCAUUCAGCCGACGGGGCGGAACGGAGGAGGAGAGAAGGAGGAGAGCUCUCCGCCCUGCGCUGGAAAAAGGUAAGUUUAAACCCCUUUCCCCUUUCCAGAGCCGGGCAGGAGGGGGUCCCUGAGGGUGGGGGCACCCUCAGGGCACUAUAGUGCCAGGAAAACGAGUAUGUUUUCCUGGCACUAUAGUGGUCCUUUAAUACUUCGUCAUAGAAAAGGCAUUUUGAACAAUGCUUGCAACAUUGUGAGAACAGUUUGGAGACAACCCUUUCCUAUUUCAGCAUGACUGUGCCCCAGUGCACAAAGCAAGGUCCAUAAAGACAUGAUUGGAUGAGUUUUAUGUGGAAGAACCUGAGCCCUGAUCUCAACCCCAUUUGAACACCUUUUAAUGAACUGGAAAGGAGAUUGCGAGCCAUGCCUUCUCGACCAACAUCAGUGCCUGACCUCACAAAUGCUGUACUGGAUGAAUGGGCAAACACCCCAUAGAAACAUUACAAAAUCUUGUAGAAAGGCUUCCCAGAAGAGUGGAUGCUGUUAUAGCUGCAAAAGGGGACCAAUUGCAUAUUAAUGUCUAUAUAUUUAGAAUGCGAUGCUAUAGAAGUCCCUGUUGGUGUAAUGGUCAGGUGUCCCAAUACUUUUGUCCAAAUGGUGUAUAUACAUUUUUGUUUCAGUUUUCUUUUAAACUGCUACCCAGUAAUAGUACUGUGAUGUUUGCAUGAAAUGUCCAUUAACCUGUCCACAGAAUGAGACCAACAGGUUUUUGAAUCUUAAACACCCAUUCUUUUUUUCCUUUAUUAUUUGAUUCAAAGAGCUAUAAUUUUUCAUUUGAGUUUGUAUUGCUAUAAAAUUCUAUGUGGGUGUUAAAAUAUAAAGUUCAUGUGGAUUCUUAAUGAUAUAACCACUAUGUGUAUAUUUAGAUUAAUAUAAUUCUACAUGCCUGAAAGUGUAAUUCUCCUGUCUGAAAGUGUCCUAUGUUUCUUUACAUAUUUACAGUUUCUCUAUAUAUUUUACAUCAACAUACAUUUUAUAAUGUAUACUAAUUUGUUUUAUAGCCACUGGAUAAUUUUUAUAUCUAGAGUUUUUUUAUUUAUAGAAUGAAUAUGAUUGUGGAAACAAAGUUAUAACAUGUUGUUUGCCAACAUUUUUCUUCACCAUUGUUGGUUAUUGUCCAGUAGCUUUGCAUCCCUAUUUUAAGAGUCCACUUACUCGUAACCUAUGCCUAAAUAUGCUGCAUAAAUCUCCCAGGGCAAGGCAAGUAUUGAACCCAGUGGUGGAACUACCUAGAAAGAGACCUGGUGCAAUAAUUUGUUGGGGCCCCAUCUAUCCAGUGGCGGAUCCAGAGCCUGAUCUCGGGAGGGGCACUUGUAGAUUAUUUAAAUAAAUAAUCCUGGCACAAUAACCACUACAGCUCAGUGUAGUAGUUAUGGUGCCAGUAGUGCCAGGAUCCCACCCCAGAGUAAGUAGUCAUACCGUUUAAGAACAGUUUGACAACUUACCUGGGGUUUGCUGUGAUAUAGGGCAUAGGAGCAGUGGCGGCAGUGUAUGUCAGGGUUGCAGUGUGUGUUAGGGGGCAGUGUGUGUGUGUGAGGGUGGCAGUGUGUGUAUGGGGGGCACUGUAUGUGUGUUUGGGGCAGUGUGUGUAUGGGGGCACUGUAUGUCUGUGUGGGGCAGUGUGUGUGUGGGGAACACUGUAUGUAUGGAGAGGUUGUGUGUGUGUGGGGCAAUGUGUGUAUGGGGGGGGCAGCAGUGUGUGUAGGGCACUGUAUGUGUCUGUGUAUUGGUGUGCAGUGUUUGUGGGGCAGUGUGUGUAUGGGUGUGCAGUGUGGGCAGUGUGUGUAUGGGGGCAGUGUUUGUGGGGCAGUGUGUGUGUGUAUGGGGUCAGUGUGUGAAUGUGGGACAGUGUAUGUAUGGGGGGCAGUGUGUGGGGGGGGGUGUGUAUGGGGGCAGUGUGUGGGGGAGGCAGUGUGUGUGUGGGGGGGGCAGUGUGUGUGUGGGGGCAGUGUAUGUGUGUGGGGGGCAGUGUGUGGAGGGGCAGUGUAUGUGUGCAGUGUAUAGUGUGUAUGGCAGUGUAUAUAUGUGGGGCAGUGUAUGUGUGUGUAUGUGGGGGCAGUGUGUGUGUGGGGGGCAGUGUGUGUGUGGGGGGGCAGUGUAGUGUGGGGGGCAGUGUGUGUGGGGGGGCAGUGUGUGUGUGGGGGCAGUGUAUAUGUGUGGGGGCAGUGUAUAUGUGUGGGGGGGGCAGUAUGUGUAUACAUACACUGCAUGUAAUUGCAUGAUGUCCUAUUUGAAGAUACUGGCGGUCUUCAUAGUAAUCACACUAUUAAUAGGCAUUGUGUAAUUCACCAAUAAGGAUUGCACAAGGAAAGUGUGGCAACAAUUAGCAAGAAAAUACUAUAAAUUGUUACGUGGCAACAUUUAUUUGUCUCACCAUGUUGAAAAACUGUGUAUAAUGUUCGAACAUUGGGAAAUUUUCUGUGUGAGGGAAGGGCAUUUUUUUAUUUAUUAGUACUAUCUUUUUUUUCUUUUUAAAUCAGGUGCCCCUAAGAAUUUUGUGCCCUGUGGCCCUUCCUAUGAUAUGCCACUAUAUAGAUUUUUAUUUUAUUAGCAUGCACUGACUGUCUCUGCAUGACUAUCCUGGUCUUAGUAUAAUUUCUUAGUAAAAUGUAUUUUAGCUUCUGGAACAUCUGCUGGAUUUAUAUGUAUAUGUAUAUAUUUGUAUAUGUAUAUCCUAUACUAAAGUGAUUGAAGUUUUUGAAGUUUCACCAGCCUUGUUGAAAGGAUUUUUGGGUUGGUGAAUCAGCUAUUUAUGUGCAGGUAAGGCUACUGUUCAAACUUCAGUAUGCUUGGCUGAUCAUUGUAAAUUGGAAAGCAGGAAGGUUGCCAAAAUGGUCAGAUGUGGAAAGGGUGAUGCAGAGAAACAGAAUACUAGAAAGAGAGGGGUUUAUACAGCUCCGAAGUAUAGAUGGGCCCUUUGGGAUGACUAUUGUGUAUCCCUUGGACAAAAUUCUUUAUAGUCUUUUCUCCUCGUCAGCUCACGUCCCCAUGGCACCUAUGAACAAUGCACAGUUGCAAGAAGAAGUAUGUGAACCCUUUGGAAUGAUAUGGAUUUCUGCACAAAUUGGUCAUAAAAUGUGAUCUGAUCAUCAUCUAAGUCACAACAAUAGACAAUCCCAGUCUGCAUAAACUAAUAACACACAAAGAAUGAAAUGUUGUCAUGUUUUUAUUGAGCACACCAUGUAAACAUUCACAGUGCAGGUGGAAAAAGUAUGUGAAUCUUUGGAUUUAAUAACUGGUUGAACCUCCUUUGGCAGCAAUAACUUCAACCAAACGUUUCCUGUAGUUGCAGAUCAGACAUGCACAACGGUCAGGAGUAAUUCUUGACCAUUCCUCUUUACAGAACUGUUUCAGUUCAGCAAUAUUCUUAGGAUGUCUGGUGUGAAUCGCUUUCUUGAGGUCAUGCCACAGCAUCUCAAUCGGGUUGAGGUCAGGACUCUGACUGGGCCACUUCAGAAGGUGUAUUUUCUUCUGUUUAAGCCAUUCUGUUAAUUUACUUCUAUGCUUUGGGUCAUUGUCCUGUUGCAACACCCAUCUUCUGUUGAGCUUCAGCUGGUAGACAGAUGGCCUUAAGUUCUCCUGCAAAAUGUCUUGAUAAACUUGGGAAUUCAUUUUUCCUUCGAUGAUAGCAAUCCGUCCAGGCCCUGACGCAGCAAAGCAGCGAUGUGAUAUGUGUGUGUUUGUUAAACAGGGGUAUUGAGGGUAUUGAACAGAGUUAUCCCCUCCUUCCGGGUUAUCCAUUACAUGGCUUUCUGCAUACCUCCUCACUCUUUUUCAUACAGAGUGCCUCUAUCUUCCGUAUAGAAGAUGCUCAUAUUUUAUAGGGCCUCCCUCCCAGGAUAUGGAGGUAAACGAUGACCAAGAUGUGGCGCUGGAGCAUGCCUUUUAUAUAGGACAAUUGGGAGAUUGGAGAUAAGAGUUGGGUAGAAGGGGGAAGGGCACAAGUUAUUACCUGUAUUUUGGUUUAUUAGUAUAGUAAGAUAUUUUGUACUGUUAGAUUGUUGUUUGUGUUUUUUGUAACUUGUGCCAAACCAAUACCUAUGUGAAGUGUGUUGUAUGUAAAUGAUUUCUAUGCAUUUUGUGAUAAAUCUAAUAAAAAUGUAUUUAAGUUAUUUAUUAAAAAAAAAUCUUCAGUAUGCUGAUUAUAAUGAUUUUGAUAAUUUCCUUUUCCUAUACACAAUACGGUAUUGUAUAGUUACAUAGUUACAUAGCUGAAAAGAGACUUGCGUCCAUCAAGUUCAGCCUACCUCACAUUUGUUUUUUGCUGUUGAUCCAACAAUUUGUUUUUUGCUGUAGAUUUGUUUAUUAUUACUUUCCAUUUGCAGAUGAUGAGGUUUGCAUGGUACAGUUACAAGCAAUAUGCUUGGGGAGAGAAUGAACUGCGCCCACUCACUAAAGAUGGACAUUUUGGGAGUCUGUUUGGUAAGUUCUUCUGAUGUAUUGGUGGACAGAAAAAAAGUUUCAUUAUUUACAUGUAUCCCACAAAGAUCCCCACAGUCUAUGUCCAAGUGUAUAUAUUUUAUAGGAUAACUGAAUGUUUGGUGUGCAUGAGUGUAUUACAGAGUUUCACAAAAAUGUUACUUUCAGUAAAGUGUGGUGUGGAUGGGUGUAUGACAGUGCAAAGAAAACAUGCAACUAUGGACUGACAAGUAAUUGCUCAAUUACAACAGCAUAGAUUACUGUACCCUAAAAACAUGCAUAAUGAUAGGGCCAAAAUACUACAAAAUAUUUAACAUACUAUAGUAAUGUUUAUCGAAAUGAUACCGAUCUAAAAAUAUAUGUGAUGCAACCUCCUAAAGUACGUAAAUGUUGUGAGAAAAUGUGCCCCUCCCUAUUUGCACCCUUUGGGAUCACACACCUCUAUGAUACUGUGCAGAAUUUCCUCCUUCUCAUUUCAGAUGAUGGGGUUAGACGGUUUCUCCACCAUUACACAUGCCCAUAAGAAUUUAUUUUCCAUUUUAUACCAGCUUGUUGCAGUCACAUAUUUAAUUUGACUUUAAGUAAACCUCAUAUUUGUGCUGAACCUUCCACCUGUUUAGAGGCUUGUCUCCUCAAAGUUAUGCCUGUGAUUUGGAAAGAGAAUUUUCUCAUUAGUCAUUACCUGUCUAACCAAAAUUUAAUUCACGGCAUAGGUGAACUAUGGCCUACUCAUCUUAUUCUCCUGACUGGCCUGUUUGACCCAGAGAUCAUUCCUGCUCACUUUUUCUGUGUGAGUAUUCCUCCACCUUGCAGUCCUUUUGCAACCUCUAUCCCUGGUUGCAGGAUAUCUGGUUUCUAGUGAUAGCUGUGCUCCAUAAAUCUACACUAUUUGGUCUAUAAGCUCCACAUUCUAACUCUUUCCAGACUUUUCUUCUCCCUACUGCCUGAUAUAAUACCCUCCACUGUUCAACUCAAUGUCCCUACUAUAUACAUCAUGCACAGAUCUCCCAAGGCCCAGUAGCUACCACCAACCCCUUACGCUCACAAACUCAGAGUGUAUUUACAUUGUACUACUGACUGUACAUGUUCAGGUGAGGCUGUUUUGAAUCUCAGUUUAAUCAUGUCAAGUCUGGGAGGUAAGGUACUGUUUCCUAAAAAAAAAAAAAAUGGUGUGAAGUGGUAUGUACAUGUAAUAUUUGAAAAAAAAAUUUAAUGUAUUUGGUGUGUAUUAUUUCUACAAUGUGCCAGUUUGCAAAUGAAUGCAGUUGUCUCCUACUAAUGCACCUAAAUUGUAUGUAUACUUCUGUUACUCUUAUCUACUUUGUAGUCUUGCACCCUAGCUAAUGGUUCCUGAACUGUCUAUAAGUGCCAGUGGUCCAGUCCUUUUCAAUAUUCCCAAAAUAAUAAAUUGGAAAAAUGCUUAAAUUCUGGACUGUAGGCAUAGUAGUUAGAACCUCUUCUCUAGCUCAUAGCACAUUAUAAUAUUGUCAAUGUAUACUGGUUUAUCUGAGGUAGGGGUUAUAGGUUUAUUGCAGGUGGGCUUGUCAAUUUGUUCCUACAUUUAAUUUUUGUUUAUUUUUAAUCAGCAUUUUAGCCAUUCAUAGCCACUCGCAGGACUUGGGAAGUACUAAAAUAACUGAACCUGGAUAUACUUUUUUCCGUCUAACAAAUGCUAGCAUGAAUUAUUUAGGCCCAUCCAAACUGAUAGACUGUUGCUGUGUGUGUAGUGGUUGAAACAUUGAAACCACUAAGUUAUCAAUUUCCAUAGCAGUAAAUUGUUAAAAACUAGAGCACUGAUUUUCUCAGUUCACAAAAAACCAAAGUUACUAUUUUAUACAGUUAUUAUUAUUAGUAUUUUGCUUCAUAUUUAUGAAUUAAUCAUAUGCUGCUACUUUAAUUUAAAGGUAAGAGGUGUGUGAGGCCUGUUAUUGAGCCUUGAUAUGCAUUCUCCACUAAUCCUCCACAACUUACAGCUAGCUACACCACAUGUAUGUGUAAUGUAGACAUAUUGUUUGGUUCCAUUAGCUCUCUUCCAUAUCUACAGAACUUUGUCUUCUCCUAGUCCUAAUUCCCUACAAAUGAGGCUUCCUUUCAAGUUUUUUAUUGAAUCUACCUGAUUAAAAUAUUAUCAUCCCCCCCAGAAACUAAAGUAGGCAAAGCUUUAUUUUAUUAAUCAUUAACACAAUCUUUAUCUGCACUCUGCUUUUAAAUCAGCAGUGUGUCUGUCUGUAACUAUUUGGCUUUUCUGUAGGUGGGUGUCGGUGUGUUUGCUAGACUUAUCAUAUAGUAUAUCUAUAAUUCUAUCUGCAUUUCUGGUCACUGUUUUUUUUUUUUUGCUGGUCAGCCUUCAUGCACGGUGCCUGUAAAAAUAAUAAAAGUAAUAAUAAUAAAAAGUAUUAAACCAGGAAAGGCACAUUCAGAUUACUCGGGUUUUCAAGUACGUCCUCGGGAUGUUACCUUAGCCCAACAUCCAGGGGGUUGUUACUAUUACCCAAUUUAAUGGUACUCAUUUUAUCUACCUCGGAAGGAUGAAGGGCUGAGUCAACCCUGCCGGUAAAUGAGUACCAUUAAAUUGGGUAAUAGUAACAACCCCUGGAUAUUGGGCUAAGGUAACAUCCCCAGGACGUAAUCUGAAUGUGCUUUUCCUGGUUAAAUACUUUGUUGUUAUUAUUAUUUUUACAGACACCCGUGCGUGAAGGCUGACCAGCAAAGAAAAACAUGACCCGAAAGGCAGAUAGAAUUAUAAAACAUGGGUAUCACUUAGUCUGGCAUUAAAGCAUCAAUGCUUGUUGAUGUUAACGUUCAAUGAUUGCGUGUCAAAUAGGGAACAUUUGCUAUUUUAUCUGAUUAACAUUAAUUUGGGUUUUUCAACUGCCAAUAUGUAUGUCUGUAUACCAGACUGAGUUGAUGCUAUAUAGGGCUAGUUUUCCCAUGCUAUUAGCUACUAUAACCAGUAAUGUGUUUCUCAACAAAACACCCAAAUAGUGGACUUGCUCUCAUUCACAUCUAAUACCCUGGCAGUCCUAGGGAGGACAUACCAUUGUAGGGUUAGCCAGAGCUGGACAUUCUGAAAAUGCUGCCAAUAUUACGUAGAUAGCAGGUUUAUUUGCUAUGUAAACGACCUUUAAAAAAAUAAUAAUCUUAAAAGGUCACUGUAAGCACCAUAAACACUUCAGUUCAUUGCAAUAGUUAUGAUGCAAAGUGCCAUUACGUGCCUUCACCCUGGUUUGUGUCAAAUCCUUUUACGUGGAGAGCAAGAUACAUAUAAAUGUACAGCCAUUGUUUAUGACAAACCACUGACCCAGUCUGGGGGAAGGCAAAUACUCCUUCAACCAUAACCACAAUGAGAUCUAGUGGUUACGGUGCUAGAGUGCUCCUUUAAAUUUAAAAAAUAAAUAUGUAUGUAUAUGUACUGUAUGUGUAUAUAUAUUUAUUUAUUUUAUAGCAACAGUAAUUAAAAAAUGUCUGACAUUACUGUGGAAUACAAAGAGUAAGCUAAUAUUGCUUUGAGAGGGAUUUUAGUGUCUUUAUUGCAAGGGAGGGAUUAAAAGUGCUUUAUUGUUUUAAUUCACAAAUCGAAAACUUCAAGACAAGACUUUAUAUGCUAAUAUAAUAAUACAGAAGGGAUUUAAAAAUGUAAAUAAAACAGCAGAUAAAAAGCAUUCCCUCUCCACUGUCAUUUUAAAGCACAUGUAGUAAAAUGUUUAUUUAAAGCGGCACUGUCAUGACGAAUCCUGUUUUUUUUUUAACCCCCCUCUGGCCUCCACUAUCUCUAACUGACCUCCUAGUCACCCCCAAAUGCCCCUAAGCCCCCACAUUACCUAUUUUUUAUUCCUUAUUUUCUGCCCAGAUCUUGAUUCAGGGCGCCGCCAUCUUUGUGUGGGUAGAUGAAGUCCCUGUGGGACACGUCAUUUGCCCACACUAGAUAGACUGUGAGAUUCCCGCACAUGCCCAGUGAAACACCUGGACAUGCGAACGGGAAUUUAAUCUAUUCAUUCAUUCAUCAGACAGACGAAUGAGUGAAAAGAAAUAUCAGCCGUACAAACAAACGCUAUAUAUCAGUGUUCGUUUGUUCGUGCAGUUUAUUACAAGGAGGGAGCUACCGGCAAGCAGCUCCCUCCUUGUAAUAUGUAAAGAUAGAAGCGGCAGGGAGCAGUGCUCCCCACCACUUCCUAAACCCCCCAGGUCUUCCCUCACUCUAUGAGGGUCAAUAUGACGCCCAUAAUAGCACAAGGGAGAUUAAAAUCUCCCCAAUGCCCCUACUCGCUAUACCGCAAGUAGGGGCAUGUCCACUAAACAGUGAGCAGCCCGUGGCUGCUGUUUGGUAAGUUCUUCUGAUGUAUUGGUGGACAGAAAAAAAGUUUCAUUAUUUACAUGUAUCCCACAAAGAUCCCCACAGUCUAUGUCCAAGUGUAUAUAUUUUAUAGAAAUAAAGCAAAUAUGUGCACAGUGUGGCAGACAGUUACUGUGAAACUCUAUACACCUCAAAGUGGUAUCCCCUUUACCACUUUAACAAUCAACAAUAUACAUACAUAAAUCGGGUGGAGCUUCUUAAAAUAGUAGUAUAACAGAUAUUCUGUAAAAUAAAAUAUAGACCAUAGUGCAAUAUAGUAGUAAAAAUUCAAUAAAAUAUGUAUGCAGUAGAUAUUCCACUCACAAGCCUGGAGUCAUAAUCUCAUAUGACUCGGAUGGUGUGUGCCUUUGGACUAUUCCAGGAUGUCCAAAAUCCUUUUUUCAUGCAAGAUUCUGUUGGUGGUCACUCCCAAACAAAAAUUGUCAGGUCAGCAAUGGGUUUCCAUAAAAAUAUAAUUUUAUUCCAAAUCAAACUAAAAGAAUUUUAUAAAAAUAAAUAAAAGCUCAAAUAGGGCUAUAUAGUCCUUUAAAGUCCUUAUAGAAUUGCCAAAACGCGUUUCGCCUGAUGCCACAGGCUUCCUCAGUCGGCUUUGUGAUCUUCUAUUCAGUUUCUCGAAUUUUAAAAAGUCCGCUUUUUUUCUCUUCCGGGUUCCGGGUUGUAUCUCUAUGGAACGCAAUUAUGCGUUCCAGUGACGUCACUUCCGGUUUCGUCACUUCCGGAUCAUAUUUUUCGUCGACCUGGAACGCAUUUGCUUCUCUUUUAUCACUUCCGCGUUCCGGUCUCGGUCAGCUGGAACUGACGUCAUCUCUCGGCAUCUCUAUUGUUUUUAAAAACGAACUGCACAAUUUUCAACCAGUUUAUGUAUUUAUCAUAAAUAUAUUUGUAUAUUGUUACUGGCACCAUAUAUUGCAUAUAUAUAUGUGUAUUAUUGAAUUCUAUAUGUGUUGAAAUUACUACUUUGCAUGGUGUAAAAGUAUUAUACAAAGAUAAUUAUUUUUCCAAAUAUCUUUAGCUUUUGAAAAUGUCUAUGCAAUAUACAAAACAUAUUGUCUGAUAAUGUUUCACAAAGAGAGCAUGAUGUCAAUAUAUAAAAAUAUUCUUCCAUUGUAUAAGUGGUCUAAACUUUAAAGUGGUCAUGUGUCUUAAAGUGCUGUUCUAUAUUUUUAAAAGUGCUCUUGUGAUAUUUCAAAAUUAAUGUUCAAAUGAAUACCAUUUCAAAAACUUAUAGAAAUCUAAAUAAUAUAAAAUGUAUAAAAAUGAAUUAAUAAAAAUUAUUAAAAAAUAUAUGUAUAUGAAAUUUAAUAGUAUAGGGGAGCUUAGUUCAUGAAAUGGCAUAGUUCAAAAUCUUGGUUUAGACCAUGUGGUGCCAUAGUGUUAAAAUUAAAAAUAAAUUUCAUUUCUUCUAUUCCUAUUUUUUUAAUAUAGUCUCCUCCUCUCCAGUCUUUCUUCACUAAUUUUACUGCACAGAAGAAUAGUCCUUCUGGAUCUUGGUUAUGGAAUAUUUUAAAAUGGUUGGAGACGCUAUGUGACUCCAAUCCAUUUUUAAUAUUCCUCGUAUGCUCUGCUAUUCUCGUGUUUAGACAUCUAAUAGUUCUUCCUACAUAAAGGAGAUUACACUGGCACUUCAGGACAUAAAUAACUCCUUUAGAAUAACAAGUUAGGUGGUCUCGAAUUUGGAACUGUUGGUUUAUCCAUGGUUUCAUGUCCGUUAUGUGACGUUUCCUACUUUUAGUAUUUCUGCACGCCAGACACUGGCCACAACCAUAAAAACCUUUACUUUGUUUUAAAAAAAUGUUUUCAACUAAAGUUUGUUUAUCACUACUUUGUACUAAAUUGCUUCUUAGAUUCCUUGCUCCCCUAUAAAUAAUCUUAGGCUUAUCUGGCAAGAUACUUUUUAGAACCGCGUCAUCUUGCAAGAUGUGCCAAUAUCUAUUUAUAAUCUUUUUAACUUUUUUAUGAUUUCCACUAAAAUUACAGACGAACGGAACAUCGUUAUUCCAUUUUUGUUUCCCCUUUUUGUCUUUAUAUAUCAGAAGAUUUCUUCUGGGAAUUGAACGGACUUCUUCUAGAGUUGUCUGUAAAUCUAUUUCUAUAUAACCUUUUUGUAGAAAUUGGGUCUUUAUUCUUUCUGCCUGUAGUAAAUAGUCCUCAUCAUUCGUGCAGUUGCGCCUAAUUCUUAAAAAUUGUCCUCUAGGUGCAUUUUGUAACCAGGGUGUAUAGUGGCAGCUCUCUUUUUGAAUGUAUCCGUUUGCGUCCACUUCUUUGAAAUGAUUUUUCGUAGUGAUACAAGUAUUAUUAAUAUUAAUAUCAAGAUCUAGGAAGUUAAUAUUUUCUUCACUUAUCUGUGCUGUUAAAACGAUGUUCCAUUCAUUAUUAUUUAAAAAAGUGAUAAAAAUAUCUAAUUCUGUUCUAGUUCCCGUCCAAAUGAAAAAUAUGUCAUCAAUGAAACGAUGAUAGCACACCAAGUCCGCUCCCCAGGCAUGUCCUCCAUACACAAAAUUUUCUUCCCAAUAUGCCAUAAACAAGUUCGCAUAGCUGGGAGCGAACUUGGUGCCCAUCGCCGUUCCCCGAAUUUGUAAAUAAAAGAUAUCUUGGAACCAAAAAAAAUUAUUGGUUAAAAUCAAGUGGAUCCCUUCUAAAAUAUAUUGAGUCUGUUCUUCUUUAAAAUUAUGUUUUCUUAAAAAAUAUUGCACAGCUUCCAAUCCAAUUUUAUGAGGUAUGAUGCUAUAGAGGGAGGUUACGUCACACGUGACUAAAAAAUUACCUUCUUUCCAAGUGGUCUCCUCUAAAAGUUUUAAAAUAUGUAUAGUGUCUUUUAAGUAAGCAGGAUUGCAUACUACUAAAGGUUGUAACAAUUUGUCCAGGUAUUCAGAUACCUUCGCUGAAACGGAGUCGAUUCCAGAUAUUAUUGGUCUACCGGGUGGAUUUUUUCUAUCUUUGUGCACCUUCGGUAGAUGGUAAUAAACUGGAGUUUUGGGGUGUGGGGUAGACAAAUACUUUGCUUCAUCUAUAGUUAAAAUUUCCUUUUCUAGACCUUUCUUGAUAUAUUCAUCAAAUUUCUUUUUUAUUUCCUCAAUUGGAUUCCUAUCCAAUUUUUGGUAUGUAAGAGGGUCAGAUAAAAUUCGUUCAGCUUCUUGUACGUAACUAGACCUUGAAGAUAUAACGACCCCUCCCCCUUUAUCUGCUGGUUUGAUAACCAUUUCCUUAUAUUUUACCUAUAUUUUAUAGGAUAACUGAAUGUUUGGUGUGCAUGAGUGUAUUACAGAGUUUCACAAAAAUGUUACUUUCAGUAAAGUGUGGUGUGGAUGGAUGUAUGACAGUGCAAAGAAAACAUGCAACUAUGGACUGACAAGUAAUUGCUCAAUUACAACAGAAAUAGAUUACUGUACCCUAAAAACAUGCAUAAUGAUAGGGCCAAAAUACUACAAAAUAUUUAACAUACUAUAGUAAUGUUUAUCGAAAUGAUACCGAUCUAAAGGCUGCUCACUGUAAAAAAAAACAACAAAAAAAAAACUAUUGGCCCCCACCCCUAAGCGACGGGUGGGGGCCCUAAAGUAAAAUAAGGGGGGAGACCUAAUGUCCCCCCCCCGGCCCCCACCCCUGCGCGGCGGGUGGGGGCCAUAAUGAUAAUGGGGGGGGACCUACUGGGCGGCGGGUGGGGGCCAUAAAGAUAAUGAGGGGGGGACCUACUGUCCUCCCCCCACGCCCCCACCCCUGGGCGGCGGGUGGGGGCCAAAUGAUAAUGGGGGGGGACCUACUGUCCACCCCCCCUCCGGACCCCACCCCUGGGCGGCGGGUGGGGGCAAUAAAGAUAAUGAGGGGGGAACCUACUGUCCUCCACCACCGCCCCCACCCCUGGGCGGCGGGUGGGGGCCAGAUGAUAAUGAGGGGGGGGACCUACUGUCCACCCCCCCUCCGGCCUCCACCCCUGGGGGCCAUAAAGAUAAUGAGGGGGGGACCUACUGUCCUCCCCCCCGGCCCACAUCCCUGGGCGGCGGGUGGGGGCCAUAAAGAUAAUGGGGGGGGGACCUACACCCGACGCCCAGGGGUGGGGGCCCUAAGUCAAUUGCCCCCCCCCAAGGUGACUAGGGGUCCCCAAGCCCCUAGUCAACCAACCCCCCAACCCAAAUAAAAAGUCCCUACCUACCCCACUCACCCUAAAAAAUAGUGAGGGGGGAAUAAAAUAACUAACCUGUAAAAUAAAAUUAAACUUACCAUUCGACGUCUUCUUUUUUCUCAAAUCUUCAUUUUUCAGCCCCAAAAAAGGCCAAAUAAAAAACCAUCAUAACCGUCGAACUUAAAAUAAAAUAAAAAUCCAGAGCGCAAAAAAAAAAAACAGAUGAAAAAGAAAAAACCCGAGCGCAAAAAAAUUAUCCAUCUUCACCCAUGGAGGGCUUCGCGCAGACUGAGCUCCGCAGGGCGGGGGAAGGCUUAUAAAGCCUUGCCCCGCCCUGCAAUUAGGCUAAGAACACUCUGAUUGGUGGGUUUAAGCCAAUCAGAGUGCUCUUUGUCAUUUUACACAGCGUGGGAAAAUUCAAAAGAAUUUUCCCACCUGUGUAAAAUGACACAGAGCACUGUGAUUGGAUGGCUUGAAAUCCAUCCAAUCACAGUGGUCUGUGUCAUUUUACACAGCGUGGGAAAAUUCAAAAGAACUUUCCCACGCUGUGUAAAAUGACACAGAGCACUGUGAUUGGAUGGCUUGAAGUUCUUUUGAAUUUUCCCACGCUGUGUAAAAUGACACAGAGCACUGUGAUGGGAUGGAUUUCAAGCCAUCCUAUCACGGUGCUCUGUGUCAUUUUACACAGCGUGGGAAAGUUCUUUUGAAUUUUCCACGCUGUGUAAAAUGACACAGAGCACCGUGAUUGGGUGGAUUUCAAGCCAUCCAAUCACAGUGCCCUGUGUCAUUUUACACAGCGUGGGAAAAUUCAAAAGAACUUUCCCACGCUGUGUAAAAUGACACAGAGCACUGUGAUUAGAUGGAUGUCAAGCCAUCCAAUCACAGUGCUCUGUGUCAUUUUACACAGGUGGGUAAAUUCUUUUGAAUUUUACCACGCUGUGUAAACUGACAAAGAGCACUGUGAUUGGAUGGAUUUCAAGCCAUCCAAUCACAGCGCUCUGUGUCAUUUUACACAGUGUGGGAAAGUUCCCCCCCCGUCCCCCACCCCUGCGCAGUGGGUGGGGGUCAUAAUGAUAAUGGGGGUGACCUACUGCCCCCCCCUGGCCCCCACCCCUGGGUGGCGGGUGGGGGCCGGGUGGGGGCAGUAGGUCCCCCCCCAUUAUCAUUAUAACCCCCACCCACCGCGCAGGGGUGGGGGCUGGGAGGGACAUUAGGUCUCCCCCCUUAUUUUACUUUAGGGCCCCCACCCAUUGUUUAGGGGUGGGGGCCAAUAGUUUUUUGUUUGUUUUUUACUUUACAGUGAGCAGCCACAGGCUGCUCACUGCUUACUAGACAUGACCCUACUCGCGGUAUAGCGAGUAGGGGCAGCAUUUACUAAUACUAAGUAAUUUUUUCUUAGUAUUUGUAAAGUUGGCUGAAAGACCAAUUUAGGUCUUUCAGACUUUUAGUAGAUAACUCCCUGAUACCGUGGGAAUUAGGGAGUUAUCUACUAAGCAGCUUCAAGGUGCAGCCACAGCACUAAAACGAUCAGAGUUUCAUUCAUUCAAAUGAAAUUGCGAUCCGAACAAAAUGACGAAUUGAGUUCUAAAAGAAACGAACAUACUGUUCUCAUUGAGUUAGAAUGCAAUUCGGCAGUUUUGUGUAAAAUGACAGGAAGCAUCGCGGGAACACAGAGGAAAGGUGAGAAUUGUGGGAAAAUUGCGCUGGUCAAAGCUGGUCAAGCGGAGGAAUCCUCCAUAAGGCAAAGAGUCCCUACUUUGUCUAAUGAUUUUAAAGAAAACUAAAGAAGACAGGAAGAAAAGAAGAACAGAUCCUGAGAGAGGGGGAGAAGAGGAAGAGAUUGAGGAAAGGUAAGUUCGGCAUGACAGUGCCACUUUAAGAGCUUCUGAGAUAUCUGAUAAAUUUUCAUUUUGUAAAUUAAAUCAAAGGGUUUUUUUGCAUUUUUUUUAUUUUUACACACUAUGCACUGCAAAUCACAGUUUAGACUGCUCAGUGUAUUCAGAAAGUAUGCAUACAUUGAUCACAGCUUGGUGAAGAGGUGUGCCUUCUCAUUAAACCAAACUGGCAUCCAGCAAGCUAGGCCAUAGAUAAUGCUCUAUGGAUAAUGCUCUAUGGGUAGUACUGGAUUGCACCAACGAUCAUCUAUCACAGUGUUUCCAAACCUUUUUUCUCUUGAGUAUCCCUGGGCAGUCCAUUUCCAUAAAUUGUACCCCUUAUAUUAGCAAAAUAUUUGUAAUUAUUAUAGUUGCUGUUAUUUCAAAUGUAAAUGCUUUUCUCUGUCCCAUCUCCCCUUUUUCUCUGUUCCAGGCUCCUCACAGUGCAGAUACACACAUGUGGACACACAAACAACAGACUGACACAUGUGCAGAUACACAGAUACAAAUUCUGACACACACACAGAUACAAACACUGACAUACAUACAGAUGUUGUCAGCGCUUAUAGAUAAUCCCCUUGAAUUUGGUUCGGGGUAUACACAUUUACCAAUGUAUCUGCAACAAUUAGAAACAACUAUGUGAUACAAAAUCUAGCAUAAAAAGUGUCAAUGUUGCUGAUUAUAAAACCAAACAAAGAAAAAAAUUAUUAUAAUAUCACAAUCCAGUACAUAUGAUAUUAUAGCAGGUUCCAAACUGUGGGGAAGUCCAUAAAGUUGUUGAAAACACAGACUGGUGCUGGAGAUCCCUUAAAAAAAGACAGAAAAUAAACAUAGUAUAAUACUGUAUUUAAUGUCUUAACAUAAAAAGGGAAUACCCCUCCCCAACAUAGAAACCCUUACAAGAAAUAGAUGUGGUGCUUAUUUCUAAGGACCACGUAAAAGCUUAUCUGGUUGCAAUCUCUUCUAUAUCCCAAAUGUGCCGUCCGGUUUGCAGAUGGAGACAGCGUUUGUCUCGUGCACUGAGGCAGGCUGGAUGCUCUGUAAAGUCCUCCCUUCCGCAGAUGUAACCUCGGCUGGCACAGGAGACUAGACGUAUUGACAAUCUCACCAGAUGAAAAAAGAUAAAAAUAAACUCCUCAUCAGCGCGUUUCGCCCUUCUUGUGUGGGCUUUUUCUUGAUAUAUGUCUAUAUAUCUUAUAUAUAUAUGUCAUACUAAGUGUAUUUUUAUAUUAAUAUAUAUAUAUUAAUAUAAAAAUACACUUAUAAUUAAAUUACACACGUAUAUGUAUAAUAUAUAUAUAUAAUAACUAUAUAUAUUGUAUAUAUAUUAUUAUUAUUAUAAAAUACAAAUAAUAAGUAAAUUAAAAUAAAUUAAAAAACUUUAAAAUAAUUUAAAUUUUUUAAAAUUAUAUAUAUAUAUAUAUAUAUAUAUAUAUAUAUGAAAUUUUAUUCUAACUGUAUUUUGAUAUUUAUAUAUAUAUAUAUAUUUAUAUCAAAAUAUACUUAGAAUGAAAUUAUGUAUACAUAUAUGUAUAUAUAAAUAAAUCUAAAUAAUACCAAAUAUAUAUAUAUAUAUAUAUAUAUAUAUAUAUCCAUCUACAAAAUUACAUAAAUAAUUUAAUUAAUAUACACGUAGACUUCAAAUAUAUAAACAUGCAUAUAUAUUUAAAUUCUACGUGCCUAUUUAUGUAAUAUUUUUACAUAAUUAAGUAAUUUUAUUGAUUGCAGUUUGAGGGACCUGCCUGACAACCCAGACCGAAAGUCCGGAGAAUUAAAUUGCUAGCACUGUAUUUAACCCUGUAACUUUCUAUGACACCCUAAAACCUGUAUAUGGGGGGGUACUGUUUUACUCGGGAGACUUCGCUGAACACAAAUAUUAGUGUUUCAAAACAGUAAAACAUAUCACAGUGAUGAUAUUGUCAGUGAAAGUGACUUUUUUUGCAUUUUUCACACACAAACGGCACUUUCACUGAUGAUAUAAUUGUAGUGAUACAUUUUACUGUUUUGAAACACUAAUAUUUGUGUACAGCAAAGUCUCCCGAGUACAACAGUACGCCCCCAUGUACAGGUUUUAUAGAGUUUUGAAAGUUACAGGGUCAAAUAUCUUUACAUUGAAAAUUGCCAGGUUGGCUAUGUUGCCUUUGAGAGCGUAUGGUAGGCCAGGAAUGAGAAUUACCCCAAUGAUGGCAUACCAUUUGAAAAAGAAGACAACCCAAGGUAUUGCAAAUGGGGUAUGUUCAGUGUUUUUUAGUAGCCACUUAGUCAAAAACACUGGCCAGAGUUAGCGUUCAUGAUUGUUUUUUGCUUUUUUAACACACAAACAAAUAUAAAUUUAUUUAUUUAUAAAAUAUUUUACCAGGAAAGAUACAUUGAGAUUUCUCUCGUUUUCAAGUAUGUCCUGGGUCCACAAAUCAUUGCAUUCUUACAUUAGGGUACAAUAAAAUACAAAACCAAUAUUAAUACACAAUAAAUACAAAAUUUAACAUAGAACAGGUAGAACAGGAUAAAUGCUAACUUUGGCCAUUGUUUGUGACUAAGUGGCUACUAAAAAGGACUGGACAUACCCCAUUUUGAAUAACCUGGGUUGUCUACUUUAAAAAAAUAUGUACAUGUGAGGUGUAAUUCAGAGAUUUAUGACAGAUAACAGUGUUACAAUGUUUCCUAUUUGUACUUAUAGCCCUAUAACUUGCAAAAAAGCACAUAAACAUUCGGUGUUUUUAAACUCAGGACCAAAUUUUGAAUCUAUUUAGCAAUUCUUUUCAUUAGCUUUCGUGGGUAAGGAAAAGGUUUUUCAAGCAAAAGUAAAAAAACAUGUUUUUUUUUCAAUUUUUCACCAUAUUUUAUUUUAUUUUUUUUAAAGUAAAUUAUAUGACAUGAUACAAAUAAUGGUAUGUAAAGAAAGCCUUUUUUUGUCCUGAAAAAAACAAUAUAUAACUUGUAUGGGAACAGUAAAUGAGAGAGAGGAAAAUUACAGCUAAACACAAACACCACAAAGUGUUGAAACAGCCCUGGUCCUUAACGAACAACAUGGCCAAAACAAUCCGGUCCUGAAGGGGUUCUGGGUGAUCAAGGUAUGGGUACUGAAACAAAAAAAUAAAUGUAAACAUGACUUUCCAUGACACUCAAUAUUAUCUGAAUCCUGAGUUGCUUUUUUCCAAACCGUUUGGUAGAGAAGGGGUGAAGAUUCAUAACAAUAGAGUGUGUAGAAGCCAAAAGAACCACCUGAAAUACUAUGAAGGUAUCUCACAGGCUACCGUACAAGAAUUCUGUAUUUGCUUGGUUAAGGAUGUGAACAGACAGAAAGAGUUCCCAAGUUAGAGAGCAGUUAACAUAUAUUAGAGUAGAACUGAUAAGAGCAUAGAAGUUUUUUUAUUAUUGUUUUAAAAAGGACCUGGGUGACAUAUAUGCCAAGUAUGGAACACUAACAUUAAAAUAAAGAUAUAUUUUUUAUUGUUGGAGUGUUCCUUUAAAGGGUUACUCCAAGCACCAUGACCACUCCAGUGAUUUGAAGUGCUCAUAGUGCCUGGAGUCUGUAUGUGUGCAGUGUUACAGUAUGAGAUGCUGCACAUAUGAAGUUUAACCCUUCUGCUGCAGAUGGCACCUCCUGCAAUGUCAUUAGGGGGUCAUCAGCCAGGCCGGAACUGGCUAAUGUCAAUUCUUUGCAAAUUUCAUUGCAGUAAAUGCCAGUCCUUGACUUGAGAGAGGUCAGAUGACAUGUGUUUGGAGCCUGCUUGUGUAGAGUGAGCUGAUUGUGGUGUGGUAUUGUGUAAAUAGGUCGAUUUCAUUAGUGUUUGUGGUGUGAUAUGUGUGGCUAGGGGCUGUUGAGAAUGUGUGUAUAGGGGGCAUAGUGUCUACAUGGAACGUAGCAAGUGUGUGCAUACGGCUGUAGUGUGUGUGUGUGUGUGUAAGUGAUGUAGUGUGUGUAGGGGCUGUAGAGAGCAUGUGUUUAGAGAAUGUAGUAUGUGUUUGCUUACAAGGAAUGUAGUGUGUGCAUAGGGGAUCCAAAGUUUGUAUGUCAGGAAUGUAGUGUGUGUAGGUGGUGCAGUGUGUGUGUGUGUAGGGGAUCCAGUGUGUGAGGGUGCUGUGAGUGUCGUGUGUGUGUGAGGGUGUUGUGAAUGAAUCUGAGGGUGCUGUGUGUGUGAGGGUGCUGUAAGUACGUGAGAGAGUGCUGUGAGUGUCAGGUUGCAGUGUGUGUGUGUGUAAGAGUGUUGCGUAUGUGAGUUCUGUGAGUGUUAAGGGGGAUGUGUGUGUGUGUGUGUGUGUGAGGGUGCUGUGAGAGUCCUGUGUGUGUGAGGGUGCUGUGUGUGUCUGAGGGUGCUGUGAGUGUGAGGAUGUUGUGUGUGUGUGUGUGUAUGUGUGAGGGUGCUGUGUGUGUCUGAGGGUGUUGUGUGUGUGGGCUGUGUGAGGGUGCUGUGUGUGUGUAAGGGGGGGGCUGAGUGUCUGAAGGUACUGUGAGUGUGUUUGAGGGUGUUGUGUGCAUGAGAGUGCCGUGAAUGUGUUUUGAGGGUGCUGUGACUGUGAGAGCGCUGUGUAUGUGAGGAUGCUGUGUGUGUGUGUGCUGUGAGUGUCCUGUGUGUGAGGGUGUUGUGUGAGUGUGCUGUAUGUGAAUAUGUUUGGAGGGACUGUGUGUGUGGGGGGAGACAAAUUAAAGGACCACAAUAGUGCCAGGAAAACAUACUCGUUUUCCUGGCACUAUAGUGCCCUGAGGGUGGGGGCACUCCUGCCGGGCUGGAUGGCAAGGAAAGGGUUAAAUCUUACCUUUUUUUCCAGCGCCGGGCGGGGCGCUCUCCUCCUCUCCGCCUCCUCUCCUCCUCUUCGGCUGAAUGCUCACGCGCGGCAGGAGCUGAGCGCGCAUUCAGCCAGUCUCAUAGGAAAGCAUUCACAAUGCUUUCCUAUGGACGCUGUUGUCUUCUCACUGUGAUUUUCACAGUGAGAAGCACGCAAACGCCUCUAGCGGCUGUCAAUGACACAGCCACUACAGGCUUUAGAGGCUGGAUUAACCCAUUUAUAAACAUAGCAGUUUCUCUGAAACUGCUAUGUUUAUAGAAGAAAGGGUUAAUCCUAGAGGGACCUGGCACCCAGACCACUUCAUUAAGCUGAAGUGGUCUGCGUGCCUAGAGUGGUCCUUUAAUUUAAAUAUAUUAAAUAUGUAUUAUUAAUAAAGUACAAACUUGAUAUCCUCCCUUCUUACCUUUUGAUUAGGAGGGGAGACUGUGCAGCCAUGCCUGGCGGUUCUAGUGGUGAGUGAACUCUAGCCUUGCGAGAUCCGAGCGUUGUAUGGUAACCACGGCAACGCUCCGACCUCACAAGAGGAACCUGGCCUCUCCCCCAGCCUCGCGGCCACAUGUCAGUGCCUGUGGGCCGGUGAGGGAGAUCUUUGAUCUCCCAACCGGCCCAUGAAAGCACAUAGCAGGGCCAGCACUCCCCUGCCGGCCUCGGCCCAUGGUCAUCGGAGCCCACCGGGCAUUUACCCGGCAUGCCCGAUGGCCAGUCCGUGCCUGAUGCAAACACACCACUGCAAUCUAACACAAACAUUACAUACAAACAAAUCCAUUUGCUUAAACUCCAAAACUAUUUACAAACACACCCUUUCACUCAAACACCAACACUACACACAAAAACAUACCUGUUUUCAAACGCAUACACAACACACAAGUAUACUGCUGCAUUCCAAUGGCAACAGUACAUACAAAUACACCCCUACAUGCACAGACAUACUCUAUACAAAAACAUGUUUACAUUGAAAUGCAGAAACACUGCUCAAAAAUACAACCCUGCAAGGAUGGGCAAAUGUUAGAUCUCUAGCUGGCAUAGAAUCAUGGUGAGUUGUAUGACAGAUGGGGAUCUAUAUUUUUGCCACUCUUGUGCUAGAGUGGGGCCAAAAAAGAUUCUUGCACCAGGGCCCUCUUUAGAUUAGUCCUGCCACUGCUAUGUACUAAGUAACACCUGGAACUUGAUGAAUUCCAUUGAUCCUUAUAGCUUCUGAAUGCACAUGCAAUAUAUUCAUUUAAGGUUUUAUAUUGUUUUUUGUUUUAAAUAAAAACGCUCAUAGAUAACUAAGAGGCUAUUUGGUAUCAUAAAUUUUGCAGAGAUUCUAAAUCAAAUAAUGGAAGCAAACCCAUUCUAUAUAGACAAUAUAUACUUAUGUGUUUCUCCCAUUUUGUGUACGAGUGCAAAGGUUUCUUGCAAACUCCAAUGCUCAACAUCUGUGUUAUCACCUAUAACUUGCACCCUCUUCUAUCUAAACUAGACAGUAUGUUCUUAGAAAAAUAAACUGCAACUUACUUUGUGCAAUUUAGGUCAUCAUAACCCAAAAUAAUAAAAUAUCUAUGUAACAGGAGGACUUAAAGGAGCGACUAUAGUAGAUGCCUUGGACACACUUUAUAUCAUGGAUUUGAAGGAAGAAUUUGAGGAUGCUGAGAUAUGGAUAAAGAACAGUCUGGAUUUGAAUGUGGUAAGAUAUCUAGCCUAUACAAGCAAUGAGCAUAUAUUUCUAAAAUAUAUAUAUAUAUAUUACAUUAUAUUAGACAAAAUUUCUUGGUCACUUUGCACAAGCUAAAGGGACUCCUCAACACCGCAAUAUAAGCGGGCCUGUAACGGAUCGACUGGCACCCCGACUGGGUAUUUCCGUUAAAGGAUGCUCCUAGCGCUUCCUGAGGACUCCAAGCACUGCAGCAGACACCACAAUCACCGAACCAGAGAAGCGUAUACCUUCUCUCAAGCAUAAGAAUGCUGUAGACAGUUGAAUAGGAACCAUACGAAUAGGUUUGCUCUCCUAGCAGUCAAACUGGAACAGCAUACAAUAAAUCCUUCCCCCAAUAAUGAGACGACACUUCACUUUGAGGGUUAAAACAGGAACUCCCUGUACUGUCACAUACAGUCACUUUUAUUCCCAUUCCACAAACAUAGUACAGCCCACAGGGCGUUACAAAACAACCAAUCAAUCCGUACAAUACACCCAGACACUCCCACACAAAAUCCUCCCCUCUGCAGGUGAUAUGAUUACUGAACACAAUGGGUAAUCUCAUUAUCACCGGCAGAGGAAUACAGUUUUUACACAAUAUUUAUAACUUCUAAAAUAUACAUGUCACAAACAUAAAACAUACAUUUUCAUAAUCAAUCCAUUCAGGGGAACAACAUAUUAAAAAAUGGCACGAAUCAGACCAGGGGUUCAAAAGUUAAGGGAAAGUCCUUUGUGACUAAAUGAAGCAUGGCUUUCUGGCCCAAACCAGUUUCAGAGUCUUCUAUCCUGGAGAUUGAAUUGAGAAGUAAUUCAAUUAUCUCCCAGGACAGACACAAGACUCCAUUAAGCACAUGGUUGCAAAAAGACAUAAAACACUUUAAAAUACAUAAAGUCACCUUUUACACAUAACACACAGACAUUUCACAUAUCCCCAGAUAGCUGGGAUCUGAGCGCACAAAACUACUGAAGAGCGCUCAGAUCCUAUUCACACAGUUCAAUUGCCAUGGAGCCGAAGUCUUUAACUACACGAAUGGGCUCCAUGGCAUAGCUAUCUGGGUUAACACAUUCACAUAAAGUCUGGUCCAUAGUCCAAAGGCAAGAGGCGGGCAAGCAGCCCCCUCCAAGGACACGUGGCGAGGCCGGUUUCGCCACAUUUCUCCCCUUUACCAUCCAAACUAACAGGGUAUCUGACCUCCUGCCGGUCAGUGCCCUGGUUAGUCCAGCAACCCACCCACGAAGCACAAACAGCAAUACAGCCCACCCACAAUAACUGGUUACUACACCUGGAUAAAAUAGCAACUUGUCCAUGUCCAGGUGCCUCACCACGGCUGUGCGGGGGGCUGGUAGACUGCCUUGGUGGGUUGCUGAGUGGGCAGAGACCAGCGGUACUCUGCCCGGGUGCCAGCGCUACCACUGAAGUAGCCUGGUUGGAGCCUGGUUGUGGGAGGGGGAGACCGACUGUCUCCCCUCUGGAUACACUGCUCUGUGGCUGGGGGACAGGACCGACCGUCCCUACCCCUGGUGCUGCAAGUGCAGAGACUACAGUCCCAUCUGCAUAGUUGUGGGGCUUAACAUCUCCCCUUGGUGGGUUAGGCUGCAGCUGGAGAGAGGGUGUAACAAGCUCCUCUCUCUGAACUGUAGACUGCCGCUGGGGAGAGGGGGUAACCUGCUCCUCUCCCUGACACUCUCUUUGCUGGUGGAGAGGGGGACCAACUGUGUCCCCUUUCAAUAUUUUGUCCUGUGGCUGGGGUGCGAGACAGACGGUCUCUGCUUCCUGGGGUACACACUGCCGCUGGGGAGGAAGGACGGCACCUUCAGCUCCCUGGGGUACACACUGCCGCUGGGGAGGAAGGACGGCACCUUCAGCUCCCUGGGGUACACACUGCCGCUGGGGAGGAAGGAUGCCACCUUCUGCUCCCUGGGAUACACACUGCCACUGGGGAGGAAGGACGACCCCUUCGGCUCCCUGGGACUCACACUGCCGCUGGAGAUCUGGGCCGACCGCCCAGCAUCCCUGUAGGGCCGGUAGAGAGACCGCCGUCCCAUCUCCACCUGCCAUCUGUGGGUCUUCCCAGGACCAGUCUGUGAGGUCCCUCAACAUUUGCGAGUAAGGACCACCUGCUUCCGCACCUGGCAACUCCGGCUGCUGCUGGGGAUCUGGGCCGGUCCCAUCUCCACCUGCCUGUUGUGGUUCCUCACAGGACCAGUCUAUGAGGACCCCUACUUCGGGUUCCUGCGGCCGCCUCAGGGGGAGACGGCUAGCCUCCUCGGAUGCAGCCUCUACUCGGCUGCUGUAACACUCCUUCCGCUGAGCAUACUCUCUCUCUUUCGCCAGCUGGAAUUCUCGGGCCAGCCUUGUGUUUCGCUCGGCCGUGACCUGGUUCCAGAUCACCCGGCGUACCUCCAUGGGUAAAUCAUCCCCAUACUGGGCCACUCGCUGCCUCACCUCGGCCAUCCAAUCAUCGCCAGAGCAUUCCAUACUUGUCUGCUCCAAGUCGCUGGAUACCUCUGCUCCCAGGGGCGCUGCACGUGUGCUAGCGUUGCCCUCAAUUUGUAACUCCAAACGAACUGUGUCUCUGAGCUGCUUUACCUCGCACUAGGACGCCAUCCCACCGCUUGCCACCAAUGUAACGGAUCGCCUGGCACCCCGACUGGGUACCUCCGUUGAAAGAUGCUCCUAGCGCUUCCUGAGGACUCCAAGCACUGCAGCAGACACCACAAUCACCGAACCAGAGAAGCGUAUACCUUCUCUCAAGCAUAUGAAUGCUGUAGACAGUUGAAUAGGAACCAUACGAAUAGGUUUACUCUCCUAGCAGUCAAACUGGAACAGCAUACAAUAAAUCCUUCCCCCAAUAAUGAGACGACACUUCACUUUGAGGGUUAAAACAGGAACUCCCUGUACUGUCACAUACAGUCUCUUUUAUUCCCAUUCCACAAACAUAGUACAGCCCACAGGGCGUUACAAAACAACCAAUCAAUCCGUACAAUACACCCAGACACUCCCACACAAAAUCCUCCCCUCUGCAGGUGAUAUGAUUACUGAACACAAUGGGUAAUCUCAUUAUCACCGGCAGAGGAAUACAGUUUUUACACAAUAUUUAUAACUUCUAAAAUAUACAUGUCACAAACAUAAAACAUACAUUUUCAUAAUCAAUCCAUUCAGGGCAACAACAUAUUAAAAAAUGGCACGAAUCAGACCAGGGGUUCAAAAGUUAAGGGAAAGUCCUUUGUGACUAAAUGAAGCAUGGCUUUCUGGCCCAAACCAGUUUCAGAGUCUUCUAUCCUGGAGAGUAAUUCAAUUAUCUCCCAGGACAGACACAAGACUCCAUUAAGCACAUGGUUGCAAAAAGACACAAAACACUUUAAAAUACAUAAAGUAACCUUUUCACAUAACACACAGACAUUUCACAUAUCCCCAGAUAGCUGGGAUCUGAGCGCACAAAACUACUGAAGAGCGCUCAGAUCCUAUUCACACAGUUCAAUUGCUAUGGAGCCGAAGUCUUUAACUACACAAAUGGGCUCCAUGGCAUAGCUAUCUGGGUUAACACAUUCUCAUAAAGUCUGGUCCAUAGUCCAAAGGCAAGAGGCGGGCAAGCAGCCCCCUCCAAGGACACGUGGCGAGGCCGGUUUCGCCACAGGGCCUUAUUAAAAUAAACAUUUAGUACAAGUCUGGAUUCUAUACCCAGCGUAACGGUUCACUCUGCUUACUAAGUAGCAAUUUUUCCAAUGGAGGAAUUGCUAUUCAAUAAGCAAUUUCAACCCUUAUACUGAGAAAGGCUGUCCAUAAUGUCUCCUAAAUGCAAUAUUUUUAUGGCAUGGAAUAGUUCUUUGGAAUUGUAGCAACAAUUUAAAAAUAAGUGAUCAGUAUUCUUUUUAUCUUUUAACAGAACACCACAAAAUCAUUGUCACUUCUCGACUAUAUUUGAGCAAAGGCUUCUUAAAAUAAGAAAAGUUGGUUAAUAUGAACAUAGAAACAUAAUUCAUCAUCAGUUUCUUACUAUAUAUUGGCUCUAAGUGUUUAUGUUUAACUUUUCUUUUUUUCUCUCCAGUUGGCACUCUUACUGCUAAUUUAAUUACACAGCUUGGCAAUAAUGGUAUUCUGCUAGUUCUACUAGCUCUUUCUACUUACUAUACUUUAUGUGGCUUUCUUCUCUAACUUAGAGAAUCUGUCUGUAUACUCUUUUUUUGGGGGUGGGGGGAAACAGUAUAAUUUUAACUAGUUUUUGUAGGGGCUCCUGUCUCGCUGUGAUAAUUCUACUAUCUGUAUGUACUAUCCAAAUAUUGAAUCUCACAAUAUAUUUCCUGCAGGUACUGAUUUUAAUUAGCGUCCAUGGUUGAUAAAACUAGUACAACAGAGUUGUGAUAUAACAAUAUCUAUACCCUAGACUAGGGGUAGGCAACCUUUUAGCAGCACUGUGCCGAUAUAGGAUUGUGAUGUCCCGUAGCGUGCCGGUCCUAUUUUUUUUUUUUAAAUUGAGGUGUGUAUGCUGCCGUAUUCUGCUUGUGUUAUUUAUACUGUAAUUGCUUUGUAUCAUUGUAUUUGUGUGUAUAUGAGCUAUUAUAUUGUAUAUGUUCAUGAGUAGAUUGUGGGACCAUUCAUACAUAUGAAUGUGGGCUGUGUAUGGGGCAGCUUGUGGAAUUGUGUGUGUGGAUGGAUAUGUCACAUUAUGUGUUUAGUAGUGUGUAUAUGUGUGGGGGCUGUUUGGGGUAUUGCAUGUGAGAGGCUGCAUGUGGGGUUGUGUGCAUGUAUGUGGAUUGUUAGUGGUGUUGCGUUUGUGUGGAUUGUGUGUAUGUUUGUGCAGAUUGUGUGUGUGUAUGUUUGUGUGUGGGCUGUCCGUAUUAUUUGUAUGAGGGGAGGGUCUUUCUGCAUUUCUGUGUAUAUCUAGCAGUGUGGGUGGCUUCUCUGGGUUCCAGUGGGGACCAUGUUGGCCAGGUACAGGUCAAGGACCGGAGCUGCAACAACAACUGCGAGCUGCUCUACUACUGUGUGGCUUCCCAUUCACAAGUGCUGGAAUGAAGUGCUCUUAGAUCACUUCCUCUAUGUGCUGCAAUGCAUAAAUUGAGGAUUGUCCUUCACCACCUCUUCGUAUUAGCAGAUAUCUGAAGUUUUACUGGGACUCCUGAUAGGCCAGAGCCUGUUUGGCUCUAGCAGCCUUGAGUGCCGUGCAAAGGCACCUCGAGUGCUGUGCAUGGCACUAGUGCCGUAGGUUGCCUACCCCUGCCCUAGACCCUGUGUCAUACUUAAAACUAGCAAACAAUAAAUGUAUCUGUCCAAGAGAAAUAGUUUAAUAUUAUUACAUCUUGUCUGAUAAAAUACCACUCACAGAGGCAGUCUGCUAUAAAGGCAAUAUGUCCCACCAUGUAAACCUAGCCUGAAUAUAUUAUUGAAAUAUAACAGCAAACUUUCAUUCAAUAGUUUUUUUUACAAAAAUUACAAAGAUUGUGCUUUAAGUCAAAUAUUUUUUUCAUAUAUUUGUACAGACAAAAUUGUAACAAAGAACCAGUAAAGUUGCCUUUUUACUCUCUUAAAUAAAAGAUCAAUAUUCCAAGAGGUAGAAAGGUGAUUUCAGAGUAUCACUCAUACAAAUCCCCAGCAGUUACAGGUCUAAUGUAUAAUUUAUGCAAGUCAUUAAAGCUGUCAUGAUCUGCCGAUUAUUCAUUCAUAACUCUGGCAGUGACUGAUGCUUCAUAUUUUUCAAUGAGAGCAGGAGAGCUGAGAAGCACUGAAUAACAUUGAUAAAGAGUAGAAGUACAAAGCAGGUCUUUGCCUCAUUACUCACAGAAUUGUAGCAGAAAAGCUCUGCAUGAGAUUUGCUUGGAACAUGUGAGCUGAAAGGCUCUGCAUUUUAUUUGUGAAAGCAUAACUGCUUAAAUCGCAGUAAAACCUUAUAACAAAUAAACCUUACCUUAAAAAAGUAAUAUUAGUGACAAUCAGGGUUAUUCACUAAAGGGAGAAUUAACAUUUACGUGAAUUUCAUAUUUAAGGUCAAAAUAGCCAAACUGGAAACACUCUCUAAGCCAGCUAUGCUUCAUGUUCAGCAACUCUGACUCUUAUAGUCACCAAAACAAUUUUUGCUUAUUGAAGCAGUUUUUGUGUAUAGAUUAUGCCCCUGCAAUCACGCUGCUUAAUUCUCUGCCUUUUAAGAGUUAAAUCACUUAUUUUCUGUCCAUGCAGCCCUAGUCACACCUCCCCAGGCUGUGACUGACACAAACUAUUAACUGAACAGUAGAUAUAAAAUUAUAAAUGAUUCAGAAUUUACUAUAAAGGAAGUAUAAACAUCCGAUCACUCUUUACAGGAAGAGUUUAGGAAGGCUGUGUAGGUCACAUGCAGGGAGGUGGGACUAGGGUUGUUUAAACAAAGUGAUUUAACUCAUAAAUGGCAGAGAACUGAGAGGUUAAAUUACAGGGGCAUGAUCUAUAAAACAAAACCACAAACGAAAGUUGUUUUGGUGACUAUGGUGUCCUAUAGUUUUUUUUUGUGUAUGACACAUGCUUCUGAAGUUUCACUGCUCAAUUCUCUGCCAUUUAGGAGAUAAAUCACUAUGUUUCUGUUUAUGCAGCCCUAACCAUACCUCCCCUGGCUGUGACUGUCACAGUCUACAUGAAAACAAAAUGCGUUCACUUUCAAUCAGAUGUAACUUUUUAAAAUGUUUUAUCUCCUGCUCUGUAAAUUGAACUUUAAUCACACACAAGGUCUAGCAAGCAAUUAAUAGAGCAGGAGGUAAGAAAUUAUAAAUUAGCCCUUUAAGGACAGUGGGCGUUCUAUGCCAUCCUUGGGGACCCGGCUCUAUGUACUUACCCAGUCGCCGGCGAUCAAGGUGGGGGGACUCACCUGCCAUCCCAGGGAGUCCUCCUGCUGCCGUUCUUGCCCCCUAGGCCAUGUGAUCGCGAGGUCCUUGCGAGCAGGGGGACUGCCUGGAAUGACAGGUAGUCCCCCUGCUGGCUGUAAAAUGAAUACAUUAGAUUAAAAUAGAUUAAAACAGUGUAAAAUUAAAUAAUAUAUACUUAGAUCAUAUAUAUAUAUAUAUAUAUAAUCAAAGUAUAUAUAUAAAUUUACACAUACACACACAUACACUGUCUAAGUGUAUUUUAAUAUUAAUAUAUAUAUAAUUAAAUAUAUAUUAAUAUCAAAAUACACAUAGAAUGAUCUUGAUUAAAUAUAUAUAUAUAAUUAUAUAUCUAUUUAUAUAAAAUAUAAUAUAAAUAUAUAUGUACAUAUGUUAUUUAUGUAAUAUAUAGUCAAAUAUAAGGCUUACGUUUCAGUUUUUCCACAUUGAAACUCGCCAGAUUGUAAUGGAGCUUCCUGUACCCCGGUUGGGUACCUCCGCCGACGGAUGCUCUAGUGCUCACCGAGGCCUACAAGCACUCCACCAGACACCAUCAGCACUGCAGUCCCCACGUCCAGCAUUACAGCUUGGCUGGGACUCGCCGUCCUCACCCACCCUGGACACAAGACCAGGAUCCAGAUUCCAAUGGGGGAACCUCUCUUCCUCCAGAGAGUCAAGCAGGAACAGCUCUUAAAAGAGCUUAGUGAUUAUAAUCCCUGGGGAGUAUAGCGAUAUAGCAAUCCCCAGGGUAAAUGCAGCCUUUUCCCCCACACAUGAGACAACACUCCAUGUUGAGGGUAAAACAGGAACUCAAGGUUUAAUGGGGCACACAGGCCUUUUAUACAAGUUUCCCAACAAGGGCGCCACCCAGGUGGAGCUUGUUGGGCACAGGGACAGAAGAACAACUAACCAAUAAAAAACACAGUCUCGCCACUUUCGCCACAGUUACGUUGCCUUUGGGACCGUAUGGUAGCCCAGGAAUGAAAAUUACCCCCAUGAUGGCAUACCAUUUGCAAUAGUAGACAACCCAAGGUAUUAGAAAUGGGGUAUGUCCAGUCCUUUUUAGUACGGUCUCAAAGGCAACGUAACCAAUCUGGCGAAUUUCAAUGUGAAAAAACUGAAAAAUUUAACAUGCUAUAUUUGACCCUGUAACUUCCCAAAACACCAUAAAACCUGUACUGUUUUACUCGUAAGGCAUCGCUGAAUACAAAUAUGUGUAUUUUAUUGCAGUAAAAGGAAACAGUAUUAUGACAUUCAUAGUUAAAAUGUCACAUAGAACUAAACAUUUUUUUAAAAAUUCUUAUUUUCUCCCAUUUUUUUAAAUUGUAUUCAUUUUAAAUUAUGUUUCAUACCUAAAUAUUUGAUGUUAACUGAAAGCCCCGAUUCCCCUGAAUAAAAUGAUUUAUAAGAAGUGUGGGUGCACAUAAUAUGAAAGAGGUGAAUUACGCCUGAACAGACAUAUAGACAAAUUCAAGGUUUUGUUUACGUUUUGUUAUUAUUAUUAUUAUUAUUAUUAUUGCCAUUUAUAUAGCGCCAACAGAUUCCGUAGCACUUUACAAUAUUAUGAAAGGGGAUUUAACUAUAAAUAGGAUAAUUACAAAUAAACUUACAGGAACAAUAGGUUGAAGAGGACCCUGCUCAAUCGAGCUUACAUUCUAUAUGAUCACAACGUGUACUUUGCUUCAGUCCUUAAGGGGUUAAACAUAAUUUGCCAAAAAGGAAGUGUAAAUAUUAGAUGACUCUUUACAGAAAGUGUUUAGGAAGGCUGCACAAGUCACAUGCAGGGAGGUGUGCCUAGGGCUGCACUAACAAAGAGAUAUAACUUCUAAAUGAGCAAUGAGACUGCAGGGGGAAAUAAAUACACCAAAACUGCUUCAUUAAGCUAAUGUUGCUCUGGUGACUCUUAAAGUUUGGUGUAUUUUUGUAUACAGUGUAUUUUGCUGAACCUUAUGUUAUAGUUUUUGCUGUAAGUAGUAUUCCUUUAAUGGACAUUAUUCAUUUUGUUCUUGUUUUUAUUAUUAGAAUGGAGAGGCUUCUUUGUUUGAAGUAAACAUCCGGUACAUAGGAGGAUUACUCUCAGCCUACUUCCUUUCAGGAAAAGAGGUAAAAGCUAUUAUGAUGUAUAGUAAAUAUAUUGAUAUCAUUAUACAAAGCAAACAUAAACACACAUAG
Messenger RNA from Pelobates cultripes (western spadefoot toad), 64449 nucleotides. The record is from the annotation of a GenBank genome assembly. Lineage: Eukaryota; Metazoa; Chordata; Amphibia; Anura; Pelobatidae.